GAUUGAUGUCCCGAGUGGUUUUGACGUAUCUAAAAUAAUCUCGAUAAAAUUCCUCACAGGUAAACGGUGCGGAGACCCAUUUCACAAAAAAAAGAAGAAAAAAAAAAAAAAAAGAAACAAAAAAGAAAAAAACGUGUUUGGGGGGGGGGGGGGGGUGGGGGGCUGGGUAAAUUUUUGAAAGUUUACUUCACAACAUGAAAACCAUUCUAGUGACAAGUCUGACUGUAAAAAAAGAAAUAAAUCGUUGUCCGCUUUUGUCGCCUCUAUUGUUAACACUAUUAUAUAAUUUCGGGGAUUACCAAUGUUACAAAAAUGCAAGAGACACCAUUUUGAAAUAAACGAGCUGAUUGGUAUGUGUAUUUAAUAGUUUAAAAAAAAAAAAUUAUGCCAUACGUUUUGUGAUUUAUUGUUUUACAGAAGCUAUUUAAUAGCUUAAUUUAAUUACAAAUCAAUAAUUGUUAAUUAUAGUUUUCUAUUGUUUUUGUUUAUUUCAAUAUCUUUCCUUGAAUAGUUGCUUUAGGCUUUAGGACUAUAUAUACAUCAAUGGGUUAAGUAUUACUACUGUUACUGAGUACAAUUCUUCACAGGUAGGUGUUUGGGGGGUUCCGUAAAAGGUAAAAAAGGGGGGUUGACAUAACAGUUUACUAAACAAUGUGACAACAGUUCCAGUUACAUGUCAGACUGUAAAAAGUUAUAAAAUAGCAAUCCGCUUUAUGUAGCCGGUUUAGUUAAAUUUGCAAUAUAUUUUCGGAAAUUCCCAAUAUGACCAAAGACAACAGACGUAACAUUGACAUAAACAGGCACAUGGUAUUAAUAUAUUAAAUUUAUUUAAAAUUAUUGAUUGUUAUACUUUUGGAAGACAUUUAUUUUUUACUUAAGAUAUUUUACAUGUUUAUACAAAUCAAUAAUUAUUAUUGUAAAAAUGCUUUAUUUGGUAACUUUGUUUUUUUUUUAAUAAGGGGUUUAAUAUUGAGGUUUAUUUAUUAAAACGGAAGUUAAUUACAUUUGCAAAUUUUAAAUUAUGUCAUAAUAUAUGUAUACUAGCAGUUUAAAAUAUUUUAUCUCCAUGAAUCUAGUCCGUGUUAUUACAAUUCUCUCUCUCUCUUCCCAGGUAAUAUUAUAUUUAUAUUAAGACUAGAGACCGACCGAAAGUGAUUUUCUGAUUUCGGACGAAGCCGAAAAUAGGCCGAAAGUUUAAAAAUGACUUUCGGCUAUAACGAAAAAAGCCGAAAGUUAAAAAUGACUUUCGGCCGAAACCGAAGCCGAAACCGAAAAUGAAAUAUUUAGAUAUUUUGAAAUUCGUUGCCGCGUACAUUCUGAAUACAUCGAAAAUGAUGGGGGAAAGUAUAAAUAUUUGCAUUCUUUUUAUAAAUAAUGAGAUAAUCGUGAAUAUUAAUAAAUAGACAUCUAAUAUAGGGGUCUCAAACUCGCGGCCCACGAGCCAUUUGUGACCUGCAAGACGAUAUUUUGCUGCCCGCUACAUGACCGUAAAGUUUAGUGUAAAUGCGCCGGCCCGUUUCCCCCAUUCUCAUAUUCAUAACCUGACUCUCCGUGACGGUUUCAGUCUAAUCUCACAGACUAGUCUAAUUCUGAUUUUUUAUAAGGUUUCUAUAUAUUUUAUUAUUAUUAUUAUAAUGGUGAGAACCGUUUUAAACUCGGAAUAAACGUUUUAUUUUUACAGCCUUUCAUCGUUUAAUUUGUUCUUAAAGACCGCUAAGUUUGUUCUUAUAGAUCUUUAAGUUUGUUCUUAAAGAUCGUUUAGUUUGUUCUUAAAGAUCGUUUAGUUUGUUGUUAAUGAUCGGUUAGUUUAUUCUUAAAGAUCGGUGAGUUUAUUCAUAAAGAUCGCUAAGUUUAAUGUUAAAGAUCACUUUAUUUGUUCUUAAAGAUCACUUAGUUUGUUGUUAAAGAUCAGUUAGUUUGUUCAUAAAGAUCGCUUAGUUUGUUGCUAAAGAUCGUUCAGUUUUGUGUUAAUUAUUGCUCUAUUUGUUCUUAAAGAUCAGUCAGUUUAUUCAUAAAGAUCGCCUGGUUUGUUGUUAAAGAUCGUUUAGUUUGUUGUCACUGAAAGGUUAGUUUGUUCUUAAAGAUCGGUGAGUUAGUUCAUAAAUAUCGUUUACCUUGUUCUUAAAGAUCGCUUAGUUUGUUGUUAAGGAUCGUUCAGUUUUUUGUUAAUGAACGCUCUAUUUGUUCUUGAAAAUCGGUUAGUUUGUUCAUAAAGAUCGCCUGGUUUGUCGUUAAAGAUCGAUCAGUUUUUUUUGUUUAUGAUCACUUUUUUAGUUCUUAAAGAUCGUUUUGUUUGUUCAUAAAGAUUGCGUAGUUUUUUGUUUAAAGAUCUUUUAGUUUGUUCUUAAACAUCAUUUAGUUUGUUCAAAAACUAUUGCUGGGUUUUCUUCUUAAAGAUCGCUUUGUUUGUGUUAUUAAAAGAAUCGUUUAGUUUGUUCAUAAAGAUCGUUUAGUUUGUUAUUAAAGAUCAUUGAUGUUUUAACUAAAUAUCGCCUAGUUGUUCUUAAAGAUCAUUCAGUUUGUUAUUAAAGACCAUUUAGUUUGUUUUUAUAGAUCCUUUAAUUUGUUAUUAAAAAUCAUUUAAUUUGUUCUUAAAGACCGCUUUUUUUUUUUUGAAGAUCACUUAGUUUUUUUCAUAAAGAUCGCUUAGUUAGUUCUUAAAGAUAAUAAAUUUUGUUCCUUAAGAUCAAUUAGUUUACUCUUAAAGAUCUUUUAGUUUGUUCCUAAAGAACAUUUAGUUUUCUGAUAAAGAUCGCUUAGUUUAUUCUUAUAAAUAUUUUAGUUUACUACGAAAGAUAAUUUGUCUUGUUCUAAAAGAUCAUUUAGUUCGUUAUUAAAAAUCGUUUAGUUUGUUCUUUAAGAUCGUUUAGUUUGUUAUUAAAGAUCGCUUAGAUUGUUCUUAAAGAUCGCUUAAUUUAUUUUAAAGAUCGUUUAGUUUAUCCUUAAAUGUCGCUUGGUUUGUUUUUAAAUAUCGUUUACUUUGUUCUCAGAGAUCGCUUAAUUUGUUUUUAGAGAUCGCUUUAUUUGUUUUUAAAGAUCGUUUAGUUUGUUCUUAAAUAUCGCUUUAUUUGCUCUUAAAGAUCGUUUAGUUUGCUCUUAAAUGUCACUUAGUUUGUUGUUAAAUAUCGCUUUCGCUGAGUAUUAGAUUAUCGAAAACAAUCCGGCCGAAAGUCUAAGUCAAUUUCGGCCGAAACCGAAAAAAAACGAAAGUUAACUUUUCUCUUUCGGCCGAAACCGAAAUUAAUCCGAAAGUUAACUUUUCAGUUUCCGCCGAAACUUGGCCCAAAUUGAUAAAAUGGCCACUUUCGGCGCCGAAACCGAACCCGAAGCCAAAAUUCGGUGGGUCUCUAAUUAAGACUCAAUGUUUCUAUAAUGGUAGGCACUUUGCUGUACUAUCAAGGUACAAUUGCAAAGUCCGGUAAUAUAAAAUUAAAAUAUGUAUGUAAACAACUGAAAGAAGAGUACAGUAUCACAAACUCUUGAAAUUUAUAUUUAGAAAGUAGUUAAUACGAUUUUGUCUUGUUUUAUUAAGAACUAUGCCUGUAAACAUGAUUACGUAUGAUUACGUUUAUAACUUCAUUUAGUUUUGUGAAAUAAUUAUCUGACCUCAAAUAUAGUUCUACCCAACCACGUUUCAGGACUUUUAAUUUAAAUAAAUUAAUACAUAUCCACAUUUGAAAAAUAUGUCCUUAUAUUUGCAACAACAAUGUAUAUACUAUUUUAAAUACAUUGAACAUUUACAGAUAUUUAUGUUUCGAUUGCUUCAUUAAAAUGGUUACCGCACUUUUGCCUCGCUUUUCUACAUAUUAUCGGAAAAUCUUAAAUACUGAAUUCAUACAUUUAAAGAAGCAUGUCUUAACAAAAUGUUCUGUCUGUAAAAGAACUGAUUUUGCUCUGAUAUAUCAUCAAUAUUAAUAAAUUGUAUACAACCAGUUUACCGUGAACUUUUUUUUUGUAAAGUGACUUUUUUUUUUUCUCUUACUUUGAAAGAAAAUGUUAGGCCAUGUUUUGUUCAUGUCACCGAACUGAAUAGGGGAAAUUGUAUUUUUUAUUUUAUUUUAAAUGUCCAUGUGUAAAGUAAUUGAGCUUUUGAAAUAUUUUAAUCCUUCUACAAAUGCUUUCUUUCUUGUAUUUUCAAUAACUAUUUUUAAUACAUUGUUCAAUACAAACAUAUCUUUUGUUUGCUCAUAAAGAAGUGCUAAGACUUUACCCUCGCGCAUGAACAAUAACUUUGGCAAAUUAAAAAAAUCCUGAUGUUAUUCGUUUGCAAUGUGUCCUCUCUUUUUUUUCGUAUAACCCUUUUUUGAGUUAUUAGUAUGGUUAUAAAAAAGAAGAAAAAAAAACACAAUAAGACAAUCAUCAGAGAGAAAAGAUGACUCUUGAAAUUAAACGUAAACUCAUUGAAAUGCGAGAACGAGGUGUGAGCGGGGCUAUUCUAACACGAAUACAAUUGGUCACAUCUAGCGCAAUAUCAGAAAUGCUGAAAGCAUGGGAAACUGUUGCAUCGUACAUCAUAAGUUUUUGCUAACAAAAAGAAUUGUAUAAUAUUCAAGGUAACAAAAAAUGCUAAAAUAUUUGUUGAGUAUUUAUUUUAAAAAUGUUUGUAAGUUAUAGUAAAAAUACUUAAUCAUAGACUAAAAUAUAAGAAGAUGUAUUUUAUGUUUAUCAUAUUUAAAUGGAUUCGAUUUUCGUAAUAUAAAAAAAGUAAUCAUUAUUAUUUUAAAGAAACCAGUCUCAUUUAAAUGUAUUCGUAUUUUCAGUUCAUAUGCAUAUUUUUUAUUUUUUCAAUCUUAUUUAAACUAGAGAAUAUCAUCUGACGUUCUCAAGAUAAUAAAGGCUGGAAAUUGGCGGUAAUUUCUACCUGCAAUUGCAAAAACACAUCACAAGUCCGUAUUUUAAAAAGAAGUAUCUAGGUAAACAUGUUUCAGUUUUUAACAUCAUUAAAACUUUUUAAAAGUAUUUUUGCCUAUACAUUAUACGCCUAACCUAGCCUUUUUCGAAAUCGUAAACUACAUUUUUUCUUCUCAGUAGGACCUUAAAUUACCCAAUCUAAAUGAUAACUAAAUAAAUCAAUAUCUUAACUGAACAAGCUUUUGACAGUUAAUUUAUCGCUAGAUAAUUAAUAUGGAUGUAAUGUGAUUUUUAAAUUGAUAAGGUUGGGGAUUCCCAACCACUUUCUUCCGCCUAAACUAUUUACAAUUCUCUUUUAAUUGCGAAAACUUAUUGUUAAACUUACAUCAAAAACUCGAUAUACAAUUUUAAAAAUAUAUGAAAUUAGCGGAAUUUGAUACACUAUAUCUUCAUUUAAAAUUUAACCAAUCUUUUGCAUUAAUUUUUAACUAUAUUAUCGGAAGAUCGAAAAACAAAUGAUUUUUUAAUCCAAAAAAUAAUCUCUUUAACUUGUUUAAUUAUGUAACAGUAUUGAGUGUCUAAUUUACAUAAAUUGUAUUAAUCUAAAGCAAUAUAUAUCUAAUUUACUUUUCGCCAAGAAAAACGAAUAUAUGUUCAUAUUUUGAAAGAAAACCUGAUACCAUCUGAAUUUUCAAAAUACAUGUUUCCAUGUGUAAUUUGGUUUAUUUAUUUAUGGGUAUACUUAUGUAAAAGGUACCCAUGUUUUUUUAAUGCCUACGAUUUUUUAUCAGAUAAACACAGGUUUAUUUGUAAAAGGAGAAUAUAAAAUCUCAAUUUUACAUGUUUAAUAUCAUAGGAUUUAAAGAUAUUGUCAUCCACCUCGAAAAAGUACAAACCCCACUUCCUACCCCGAUAAGUGUAUACCUAAAAGUGUCAAUUAUUUAUCAAUUCAUGUAUUUAUUUUGAGGUGUGUCUUGUGCAAGUCGGAGCAAAAUGAAACAUCGAAUCCCCCUUCCAAGGUUUUUUUUUUAAUAAUGUUUAUAAAGUGAUUCACAGGAUUGUAGCCCCUUAUAUGCGCAAACACACAAUUUUUGCACGUACCUAAACUUACUUAAACUUCAUAAGACCCAUAUUCAUUUUACCACACAUAAUAUAAUAUUUUCUUUACAAAGUAUAUAAUUCUAUGCAUAAUUACGUAUUUUGAUGUGUUAUUUUAACAUUAAACACUGCCAAAAUUUAUUUCAGUCCCAUAAUUUUGUCUAUAAAUAUAGAUAUUUUAUGAAAAUUUUUUUAUUUAAAAUUGGUUUGUUCUUAUUUAGAUGAGUGAUAAAUGCAUCGGUUUAUGCUAUUUGGCUUUAAAGUUUCUCAACUAUUAGAAUAUUUUAGCCUAAGAUCAAUCGCUGACUGAUUAACUCUAACGGAAUUUUCUCUUUAAAAUUAUACUUAAAUGUUUAGUUUUAUUUACGAAUUAUUAUUUUUGAAUUCUUAGAUUUUUGUAAAAAAAAAAAGCUCAUUCUUAUAUGCUAGAAUGCAUAACCCGGUUUUAUCGGGAUAAUAAUGGUAGGUCCUCUGCGAUAAUUUCUAACUGCUAUUGAAAAAACUCAUACCAAUUCAUAACUUUUAAAAUAUAAUGAUAUUUAUUUUUUGACAUUAUGAAGUUUUGAGAAGUUUUUAUCUGCUAUACAUGAUAUGCGUACCCUACACCCUUUCACGCUCCUAAACUACUUUUCCCCUCUAAACAUAAACUUAAAUUACACAAUCUAAAUUAUCACUAAUUAUAUCACUUUUGUCAUUAAAGAAGUUAAUUGGAGGACAAUUACCACGCUAGAGAAAUACUUUAGAUUUACCCUUUUUCGUGCACUUGAAUUACAACAUUUGUGAAAAACCUAUUCUUAAAAUUAAAAAAAAAAUCUAUUUAUAUAUGAAAUUAAUAUAUUUUGAAUUACAGGAAUGCGAUAUAUAUUGAUAUCUUCAUAAAAAAUUCAAAAAAUUAAUUGCAUUUUUCAAACCUAUACAGUUUCAGAAAAUCGUAAAACAAAGAACUUUUUUAUCUAAGAGGAAUCCCGCAACUUUUUUUAACGCCAAAAUCAGAUUUGAAUGUCUUUUUAAAAAAAUAAAAGUGUUAAUCUCAUAAAAAUGCAUACCUCUUUAAUUUUUUCAAAGUAACAAAAAAUAUAGAUUUUUAUUUUACAAAAUUAAAUAAAAUAUUAACCCAUCUUCAUUUGUCAAAAUUUAAUUUUUAAGUGUGUAAAAUGAUUGGGUUUCUAUAUUCAUGGACACCUAUAAAUGUACCCAAGAUUUGUUAAAGCAAUUGAUUGGUAAACAUUUGUUUAUUUGUAAAAAGAGAAUUUAACAUCUCUUUUUUCACAAAUGUGAUAUCAUAGGAUUCAAAUAUAGUGUAAAAAUGUACACAUCCUUUUUCCUAACUCCGAUAUGUAUGUACCCAAGACGGUUAAUUAUGAAUCAAAUCAUUUCCUUUAUUUUGGGACGAAUCUUGUAUUGCCUUGGGCAAAAGGAACAUACCGGGUACCAAUAUCUGUAAAAAGACAAUGUAAUAUCCCUUUUUCCACAGAUGUAAUACCAUAGAAGAUAAAACUGUUGUCAUCAACGUAAGAAUUAAGACAUCUUAUUUCCUUCCUCCGAAAUGUAUUUACCGAAGAAAAUUAAUUAUGUAUCAAAUUCAUUUCUUUAUUUUGAGACUUAUCUUGCGCUGCCUUGAACAAAAUGAUUAUACACAUAUUUGAAAAAGAGAAUGCAACAUCUCUUUUUUCACAAAUGUAAUACUAUAGGAUUUAAAUAUAUUGUAAUGCACGUAAAAACGUACACAUCAUAUUUCCUACUUCCGAUAUGAAUGUUGUAAUGUAGUACGCUUUUCCCCGUACUUGAACUUUGUUUUACUCAUCAUUAGAUACUUACCAGACCGUAGCGUUUGUUGAGGGUGUGGUAAAUUUUUUUGAUGUAUCGUGUUUAUUACCGACAACCAAUUAAACUUGGAUAGUAUGUCUCCUAGUAUCUUGUCGAACAUUGGCGAUGUUUUUCUAGAAAAAUAAAAAAAUGCUGAGUAGUUUCUGGAAGGCAAGGCUUACGCUGCAUGUAUAAAGAGAUUGGCAGACACGGAGAGAGAGAUAGAGAAAGAGAGAGAGAGAGAGAGAGAGAGAGAGAGAGAGAGAGAGAGAGAGAGAUUCAGAUAGAUAUGCUUAACUUUACGAGACGUGUAUUAUUCUUUGUGUUCAAUAUGUAUUUAUUUCGCAUUCAUCACUUAUCAUUAUUAAUUGGCACAUUGCACUAUUUGUGUAACGGUACAAGAUCUACCAUACUCUGUAAGUUCAUAAUUUGUAAUUAUAUUUCUUUUGUUUUCUAAUUAUAUUAAUAAUUAUAUAAAUUUUAUUAAAUUCUAAUUAGUAGUGUUUUGGAUGUCGUAAUUUUACUAAAGAUUUCUCUAUAGUUUCGUCCUUUGUUGUGCACUUUUUGAACGAGCCAUAACUUAAAACAAUGUACUCAAGAAGGUUAAUUUUUUUAUCAAAAUAAUUCCCUUAUUUUGUGACGUAUCAUGUGCUGCCUGGGGCUAAAUGAGCAACCCCUCCCACAUCCAGAUUUAAAAAAUAAAAUAGAAAAUCUUCCACUGGAUUUUAGUCCCUUCAAUACCCAAACUAAUAAAGUUUGCACUUUAUAUGGUUCGUUCUUAUUUGUAUGAGAUAGAAGUGGAUUAGUGAAUGCUAUGUGGCUAUGGAGUUGCGCAGCACUGAUAGAUUUAAACCACAUUUUCUUAUUAGAAGUAUAUUUAAAGGUUAGUUUUUAAUGUGUUAUAAAUUUAAUAUAAGUUUAAUUUUGGAAUAAAAAAAGGCAAACCUUUUUAAUGUAAAAAUAUACAAAGCAAAAAUUUGUAUGUAUUUUAUUAACAACUAGCGAGUACCCGGCAUGCGUUGCAAUGCCACACAAAGAAAGAAAGUGUUUGCAUGUUAAUUAUGUUUCUUCAAAAGCUUUUAAAUACUCAAGCUUUUCUUGUUUUUCCUUCUGGUAUAUACACGAAUAAAUCAAAAGAUUUUCCGACGCGAGAGCAGGCCACGUACAUCUGUCCAUGGGCGAAGCAUGGGUUUUCCAAAAUUUGGUCUGCAAUUUAAUUUAAAUUUAAUUUAGUCUGCAAACUGGUAGCAAUUGUCCCUGUGCUUUGUAGAUAGUCAUUGUAGACGCGUGUCGCAUCGGAAACUGUAGGCGUUUGAAUUCAAAUGGCAUAUCUGUUGGAAUCAUUGGGGUGAAUGGCAAAAGUACAUCACCUAGUUUAAAUUUUCCUUUUAAAAUAGUAACUUCAAUGGAACCAAUUUCGGAAGAUUCAUUUGAACAAAUAUACCGUACCUAAUGCUUCGAUAUCAAAGUGCGUUUCUCGUUGCAAAUCAAGAGCGAAAAGUUUGUUUGCAUAUCGAUUCCGAGAGGUCAUUCCUAACUCACGAAUCAUCAAUCGAUAUGAAUAGUAUUUCAUGGCACUGACUUUCUUAUUCGAAUUUCUCAAUUUGAUGUCAAAAUGAUAUCCAUCUUCUCCUGCCAAAAUAAAAUAGGAUAUUGCAAUCAAUCGUAUGAGCGAUGAGUUUCUGAGACUCGCUGAACAUCCCCACUUCUGCGAUGAAGAAUUUUAUCACGUGAGUUAAAUUCUUCGCCAACUAUAACGAUCGCCACUUCAUCAGAUGUUGGUGCAUUGUAUUGUCUUUCAUCUUGGCCGAAAGGUGUUUUGUCUGCUCUAACUAUGACUUUGUAUUCACCAUCUUUUCAAGUGCAAUUCUAUACAUUUAAAUUAAUUCGUUGUGUUGCAAAAAUAACGUUUGCAUUGCAGCGACGAUUUCUCGUUUAGUGCCCGUAUUGAUAUGACAACGUUGAUCGAUUUGUUCAUCAGUAUUCCCCAUGAAAUCAUUUGAAGACAUUUGUGAUCUGUGUUUGGCAUUGGCAUUAGAGAUUUUACACGAUGGUAAAUGUGGCUUUGCACUUUACUUUAAAUGUUGGCACACGAUAUUUGUUGCACCGAACGAUGGCAUUUAAAAACAUGAAUUGUACUUGCGUAUGUUUGCCAAGAAAUGUUUCGAUUGGCUUGUUUCACCUGAUACCAACGUUGAUAAUGGUUCAGGUAGUGAAUGUAAUUCUGGCAAUUUCAUUUUCCCAUCCGAGCAGCAAAUUCCCGAUGUUUCGUUUUUUUUUAAAUUUUAGGGCACUGCAUUACACGCAUAAUUGAUCUAUUUUUCCAAUAACCACACUUGGAUUAAAACUGUAAUCAUAAUUGGCAUCGUAAUUGAAUGUACUAAGAUUUAAUUCAGCGUACAGUGUUCAUCUGGAUCGAGCAGUGCCUACUUUAUCGGAAUCCAGUCUUGUUUCUCGCUGCUCGAAUGAUUCAGAAAAAACGGGUUUCAGCAUUGCUUACUCGGCCGGUUUUGAUUCUUGGUUUCUGUUGCUCGACUGUUUAAGGUGAACGGUAUUGAACAUUGCGUACUCGAGUGAUUCUAGUCUUGCUUUCCGUUGCUCAAAUGUUUCGAAAAAUCGCGACUACUUUUCCUUUCGUGCUUGAGGUUUAGAUUGACCCAAAACUUUUUGUUUGUGUGGCAUAAUUGAUUUGACAGCGAAAUUAUUGCUUUGUGACAUCUGUUAUUAGCAAUGGUAUUUCACAAUUAACACAACUUGUUAAGUCACAAACAAAAUGAAAUAUUGCUGUUUGUAUUUCAUUCAAUUAAUUUUCAAUAUUCCUAACGUUCAUAAUUUUCACUCGUUAGAAUCUCCCAUCUUUUUACGUGAAAACCUCCCACAAUAGGUACGUUCAUUGUUGUCAGGAGAUUUCCAGUUGUAUAGUUUCUCAUUAAUUUAUAAAUCGUAAAUUCCACCGGUAAAAAAAUGACCAUAGUUCAAUACCUACGUUGUUCAGUGUGUUAUUUAAUUACUUGAGAAACCAUCGAUUCAUGUAAAAUGUAUUUCCAUAACACAAAACAACUCCGAAAUUAUAAGACUCUAUUCAAGAAAUACUCUUAGUUGAAAAAAAACACGAUUUAGAUUUCAUUUCCGAUUCUAAAAUGCGUCACAAAAUUCAAGCUUAUUUAUACAAAUAACAAAAUACUCUCUACACUAAAAAUGUAAAAACGUGUUUUCUCUGCUUUACUACAAAUGUGUAAUUUGUUCAAGGUCGGUAGUGUUGAUAUCUCAGUUAUAAAAUAUAUUGAUGAAGCUCAUUUAAGAAAAUAAAUUGAAUUUAGGGUCCCCAGCCCUAAUUGGAAUAUUGUACAAUGGAUGUACUAAAUUUGAAAAAUUUGCCGGUGGAUUCAGCUACUUCCACACAUGCAAUAGCUCUGUUUUAAAUUAUAGUUACAAAGCUCUUAGAAGAAAAUAUGAAAUUAUGGUCACUGGCCCAAACGGAAUAUUGUUAAAUAUUUUUUUCUAAUUUAGAAACAUUUUCGGUAGUGCGCAUUUCACUUGACCCAGUUUUAUCACAAUCGAAUGAAUGGUAUAGAAAUGCAUACGAUAAUUAUAUAGAUAAUAGAAGUGUUGAAAACGAAUUUAGGGCCCCCCGCCACAAAUGGAAUAUUGUAGAAUUCUUGUAUUACUUCAGAAACCUACUUAAUAUGUCACACACUCAAUUUAAUAUCACUAUUUGUAUUUGAUUAAAAGGCUAUCCAUCCAUGCAUUAGCUCUGUUUGAAAUUAUAGUUUUAUAGCUUAUAUAGAAAACACCAACAUAGGAUCCCUGGCUAAAAACGGAGAGUUUUAAAAUGGUUGUAAUCAUUUAAGAAACCUUUGCGGGCGGGCGCGCGCACAACAUCUCUCUAAAAUUUUAUCAAAUUCUAAUAAUAUAGAGGAGCGCAUACGGAAAUUAUUUUUUAUAAAGCUCCUAAUGUAAGGAAAAAAACACGAAUUUGGGGCCAAUUGCCACAAAACCGGAAUAUUUUAGAAGGGUUAUAAUGGCUUAGAAAAAUGCUCUGGCUUAUGUACAACAACUCACCUCAGUUUUAUCGCAAGCUUUUGAAUGAUGUAGGAGCGGAUACGGUUUGAAAUUAUAUUUAUAUAGCUCAUUUUGUAGGAAACAAACAUAGGGCCCCUGGCUCAACACUGAAUAUUUUAAAACGGUUGUAGCAAUUUAAGACCCUUUGUGGGCGAUAGAACAACAUCUCACUAAAUUUUUAUCCCAUUCUGAAAAAUUGUAUAGGAGCGUAUAGAAAAUUAUUUUUUACAAAGCUCAUAUAAAAAAAAAAUGAAUCUGGGUCAACGGCCGAAAACGGAAUAUUUUAAAAGUGUUGUAAUGAAUGAGUAAAAUGGGUAUGUUUAUAGAUAACAACUCGUCAAAGUUUUGUCGCAAUCGCAUGAAUGGUGCAGGAGCGCAUACGGUUUAAAAUUAUAUUUAUAUAGAUCGUAUUAGAAAAAAACGUAAAAAGGGCCGCUGGCUAAAAUUGGAAUAUUUUGAAAAGUUUAUAAUAAUUUAGAAACCUUUGCGGCCGUGCUUCCAAAAUGCAAUCGGAUAAAUGGCUUAGGGGCGAAUACGGAAAUUAUUUUUUACAGAACUCAUGUAAGAAAAAAUACGAAUUAAGGGCCAACGGCCGAAAACGGAAGAUUUUUAAAAGUGUUAAAAUAACACAGUACAGUGCACUAGCGCAUGGACAAUGCCUCACUAAGUUUUGUAGCAAUCACAUGAUUGGUGUAGGAGCGCAUACGGUUUGAAAAUAUAUGUAUAUAGUUCAUUUAAGGAAAAACGAAUAUAAGGCCCCAGGCUCAAAACUGAAUACUUUAAAACGGUUUUAAUAACUUACAAGCCUUUAUGGACAUGCUCGCAACAUCUCACCAAAGUUUUAUCGGAAUCGGAUAAAUGGCCUAGGAGCGCAUGUGGAAAAUAUUCUUUUUUACAAAGCUCACAGAAGAAAAAAAAAACGAAUUAAGGGCUAGGAACGGAAAAAUUGAUAAGGUUUUUAAUGACUCAUUUGAAUGGCCAUUUAUUUGGACAACAAUUGACUAAAGUUUUGUCGCAAUCGCAUGAAUGGUGUGGUAGCACAUACGAGACAUACAGACAUACACACAUUCAUUUAUAUAUAUUUAUAUAUAUAUAUAUAAGUAGUAUCUGUGGGCAGCAAUAUUGCGCCAUAAAUGGCCAUUCAACUGAGUCAUUAAAAACCUUAUCAAUUUUUCCGUUCCUAGCCGAUGGCCCUUAAUUCGUUUUUUUUUUCUUCUGUGAGCUUUGUAAAAAAGAAUAUUUUCCACAUGCGCUUCUAUUGCUGCCCACAUAUACUACUUACCAGCUAAGUGCUAUUUCUUAUUUUUAUACAGUUUUUUCUGUUGUUUUGUUCGCUGACGAAGGCUUUCUGCCGACACGUUCGCCGUUUUCUUGCGUUUAUUUUUUCAGGUUUAACCAUACUCUGUUUUACUCAUUUUAUUUUAUAAAAUAUUUACAAUUAAAAUAGUUCCCUAGUUGAUACUUUAAAAAGAAUUUUAAUUAAUAAUCUUAUGAUUGUUUUUAGGAAUCGGAUCGUACUUAAAUCGUAUAGGCUCUUUGGCGUUACUUCACUGCAGCUCAUUCUUAUAAAUUUUUAUUGUACUAUUUUAGCGAUAUAAGUUAUUUGCGAUUUGUAUUUAAGAUCUAGUUUAGUGUAUAUUUCAAAAGAAAUAAUUUCACACUACAAUAUUUUUAAUACGUUUUUAAAUAUAAAUUUAACAACAGAUUUAAGGCUGAUGGAAGAUGAACCUUAAAGCACCGACACUCAUAUUAAUUGUAUUAAAUGCAACAUAUGGAAAAGGUGGUAUGUAAUUUUUGCUAUUUUAUUGGCUAAUUUGACUGACAUGUUAAGAUUAAAACAUUUUUUUGAAAAAGUGUAUUAUUUCUCCUACAACGAAUCAAAAACAUGAACCAUUAGUAACGUCAUUUUUAAAACUGUAAUUAAAGAAAGAUUAGUUUUCUUUUUUAAAAAAAAUCAUUUUUAACAUUUGAAGUUGAAGACAUUUGAAAGACAUUGCAAAAAUUGUGCUAAUUUCUCUUGCUAGACCCUUUAAUUUAAUGAAAAGAAAUUUAUUGAUCGUUAUUUGUCCAAUGAUUUUUUUGUUUAAUGUUAAUAAGAGUGGCAAAUAACAUUUAGUUUCCCUGACUUAGAGUAAAAAUCAUUAAAUGAUAAAAAGGAAAUACCAGAGUCUUUUGAAAAUGACAACAUUCAAUCAAGAACCUAACACCCAGUUUAAUUACGCAAUGAUUAAACGAACGCCUUGCAACAGUUGUAUGGAAAACAAAAAUUCAGACAAAACUUUCAAGACUGAAACUUACAUGUGUGAUCCAAAAUAAUAAUAAUUUUUUGUUUGUUAAAUAAAGAUAUAUUAAGUUAUUUUAUUGCUCAUCAACUGGGUCCAUUAUUUUACUCAAAAGUAAAAAGGAAGUAUAAAUUAAUAAUGUUUUGUUGAAUACAUUAAUCUAUUUUUAUUUCUAUUUAAAACAUAUUUAAUACAUACAUUACACAAUCACAUAUAAUAUUUUAUCAUUGAAAUGAAAUAAAAUAUAUUCAUAACGUAAAAAAAACUUUUAUUUUCUUUCGAAAUAGACAUGAUAAGAACUUAGGGGCUCAGAGUGAUCAUACCACAAUCAUAAUUAUCUAGAAAAAAUAUACUUUAUAUUUUAUUAAAAAUAGUUUUUUACUUAGUUUUUAAUGAAAUACAUUUUUUUGACAAUUUUAGGGGAAUCAAACGCUACAUGUUUUCCAAUAGAAGAAGGGAGAGAAUGCAAUUUACUGUUUGAAUGGAACGUAAAUUCUUCAAAUACAGGAUUUUAUGUUGAAAAUCAAGAGUUGUAUGUUUCAUGCUGUAAUCAAAUUUCCCUACACUGUGAAAACAAGUUCCCUACAAGAUAUAUUAGCACUUUAUUAAGAAAUUCUUCAAGGCUUAUUCUAAAUAUAAACAUCACAGAAACGAAUUGCAAUCAUUUACACUCAAGUGGAAAAUGGACUUUGAGAUAUAAUAAUACGGAAAAAGAAUUUCUUUCAUGCAUCGUAAACAUAUUUUGUAAGUAUAUGAUUUUCUAAAACACCAUAGUUUAAUACACCUUAAAAAAUACCGGAAAAGUAAAUGCAAUAAAUUUUGUAUUCAUGAUUAACUGUAUUUUGCGUCGAUCCUUCUUUUGCAUUUUUGCAAGUUGAAGUUGCUGAAUUCAUUUGGGGAAAAUUUAUAAAACAAUAGCAUGUUAUUUUGGAUAAAAAGGACGCAUUAAACAUAUGUUUAGUUUACUAAAAUCUUAAUAUGUGUGAAAAACAUUCUUUUUCAUAGUUUUAAACAAAAAAUACGGACUAUUAUUAUGUUAACAAAUUAUAUAUAUAUAUAUAUAUACAUAUAUAUAUAUUUAUAUAUAUAUAUAUGAUUACCUUCAUUUCAAAGGAUAAACAUUUUCCUAAUUUUAGUUAAACGAAAAGACUAAACUGAUUUAAAACAAAAACGUAUGCAAUCUUAACAAUUGCUCAUUAAUAUUAUACGCACAUCUAAUAAUCAGUGUUUCUUUUUAAAUUCAUUUUCUACGGGAAACGGGGGGGGGGGGGGGGGGGGUGGGGGGGGGGGGGGGGCAUUUCGGAUGUUUUUGGAGGCGGUUUUUUUGGCGUGGGGAGGGGGGGGGGGGGGGGGAGAGCGACUACUGAAAACCUUUUUUUUCCAUUUAAAAAAGGGGGGGGGGGGGGGGGGGGUUCGGUUGUGAGGGGGUGGGGGACAUUUCAGAUGUUUAUGUAGGCAGUUCUUAUGGCGUAGGAAAGGUGGGAGGAGAGGGUAACUCGACUACUGAAAACCUUUUUUUUCCAUUUAAAAAGGAUAGGUAGCUUCCGACAACUUCAGACUUUUAAAUGAGUAAAAAUUAUUAGCCCACUGAAGAGGACAUUAACCCUACCACAUAACUCCCCAUAAAUUUUUGAUACAUUCAAAAGCAAAUCGUGCAGUUUGGCGUAUUCCUUAUAAUCAUACUUUCUUUCAUAAUUUUAGAUCCAGGUAAGUGAUUAUUCAGGAGUGUGUAUGUGUGGGGUGGGGGUGAGUGCAUAUAUUUACAUGCGCUAUUUAUAUAGCACGUUACGUUAACACUCAAAAUUAAAAUACAUGAAUUUGUAUUACUUCUCAACUCUCUAUUGGAAUAGAAAAUAAAUGAAUCUAAUAUAGUACUCUACCCUGUCUCAGUUUUAAAAAUGAAAACUCAACUGGAAAUAACUUCAACUAGCAACAUAAAGAUGGCUAUGGUACAUCACCUACUUGUCUAAAUGUAACUCAACAGGUACUAACACAACUGUUAAUCCCUUGCCGUGUAACUCCAACUAACAAACCCUAUAUUCACAUACUUUAAUCUAUUUUUCUAUCAUCCAUUCACAAUUAACCGAAAUAAUAAAACUCUUAACACAGCGUUAGCGUUUACCAUAACAAAGGUUAUUUUAUUACAUGUGUCAAGAAUCUAUAAAUACGGUAAGCAAGGGAAAUUCGGACACUUACAAAAACGGCAGCAAACCUAUUCAACCUAAAGUAAAGGAAAGUCAUCCGCAAAAUAUUCAACAAACAAUCCAUAUGGAUGAAGCAUACAAAUUUUUUCAGGAAUUGUAUGGAUUACAUCAGUAUUCCAGGCUAGGAGAAGAAUUAAUUUAUGUAUAUUUUUUUUAACAAACAACAUGAAAUACAUUGUUUUAAAUGAGUUAUAUAACUCUUAAAAAAGUAGAAAAUAAAUCUUUAUUUCUUAAAAUCCAUAAGGCAAAAAUAUUUAAUCUGUAAAAUAAUUUGAAACGUGUAACUUUUAUUUUUAUUUGUUUAAUUAUUUUAAAUAAAUUACCGUAAUUAAAAAUGAAAAAAACAAAACAAUUAAAUUUGAAUAAAACAUAGUUAAAAACCAAGAAGUAUCAGGGAACGCCAUAAGUCUUGAGACAUCUCUGGGUGUUUUGUCACAUAUUUAAGGUAAAAUCAUAAGUUUAUAUAAAAAAACAGUAAACUUUUCACGAAAAUACAUUUAAAAUGAAAAGUUUAAUGAUUAUUGACAAGUUUUGAUGAAUAAUAAAAUCGAUUGAACCAAUAUUGUACAGGCAAAAAAGUUUAAUCUUUUAAGAUAAAGAAAUUUUUUUGUAAAAUUUCAUCUCUCCAUAACAAAUUAAAGGGAGGUGAACAUAAACUAGUACGUUUUUCUUUACAUAUAGGGAAAUAUUUAUAUUCCAUUUAGCGCAAAAUACAAUUUAGGCCUAUGGAUAAUGUUUAUUUGAUUUUUAAGAAUAUUUCAUUAAAAAAACAUAAGACAGGUCAGACGUGGAGAUUGGCAAAUAGAUUAUUCUUUAAAUAUGAGAAAGCUUCUUUGAACAAUAUUUCGAAAAUAUAAUUUUUCAGCGAUGAAAGAGUUGCGCUUUUUUUUUACAAAUUAUUAUACAAAUAUAUUAAAUCUGUUAAUGAUAGAAACAUUUAAAAUUGUGCAUCGCGUUGUACCAUAUAGCUAUGGCUGUUUUUUUUUCUUUACAUUUACAGCAUCUUUUUUUCUUUAGUCCAUGACAAUAAAAUGUGUUUGAGUAGUGCUAUAUUGUGUAGAAGAAAAAACAUUCUCGAAAUUCAGUAAUUUGUGAAAAUAAACACACAAUACAUUAUACCCGAUUUAGACACAAAAGUACAAACUUAAGUUGUAGACUUUGAGACGUCGCACAGUCUUUUAAAAGUAGGACAAUACGACUUUUGUUAUUGCUUUCACAAACUCGAGGUCACAUCUUAAAGUUAUUAAUUAAUCAUGCAAUAGGAUUUAAUAAAGGUAAACUAUUCAUUGGCUUCAUACAAAAAAAGCUUACAAUAGCAUAGAAAUAAUAAUAUUUUUUAAAAAGUCAACUUCGUCAUAGUUGGUACAUUCAAAUAUCUUAUAUUAGAUGGUAGUUUAAGAACACUGUGUGGUAGAAAUAAUACUUCAAUUUAAGGGUUCACAUUUUACGUGAAAGCAUCUUUCAUCAAUAUUUUACAACAGAAUAUACAAUUCGGAUAAUUUCUAAGCGACCAAUACAAAAUACCUAAUCCGCAAGGGUUUUGCUUCUACGUGGCGUGGUGGACUAGUAAGGUCGACUCGACCGCCCUAAAUUAAAAAUCUAAUGUCAAAAGUCUGUCUGAGAGAAAAUUUCUAGCCAACAUCCAGUACUCUUGGUUAGUACGACUAUCAAUAAUCUAAACGCUCGUCUUUAGACCCCCCCCCCCUGUAGAUCGUUGAAGGGUCUCAGGCCGACUUUAUAAGCUCAAGAAGUGGAUCUUACUCUACUUCUGAAGAUGUCACUGUAAAAAAAAUUAGUGGUGGACUAGUAAGUUCGACUCGACCGCCCUAAAUUAAAAAUCUAAUGUCAAAAGUCUGUCUGAGAGAAAAUUUCUAGCCCACAUCCCGUACUCUUGGUUAGUACGACUAUUAAUAAUCUAAACGCUCGUCUUUAGACCCCCCCCCCCCUGUAGAUCGUUGAAGGGUCUCAGGCCGACUUUAUAAGCUCAAGAAGUGGAUCUUACUCUACUUCUGAAGAUGUCACUGUAAAAAAAAUUCCAUUGCACAUAACGGGUUUUCAGUAUACCUCUUCACUUGCACAAAUUGCCAAGGGCUUGUAACACUUUGCCACACCCUCUCAAGCAAAGCUUGUAAGGAGCAGAAAGAUUUGUGUGAUGGGUACUCUGUCCUUGAUUGUGGCAUCAUGGGUAAAUACUUUAUUAUUAGCAAUUUAUAUACAUAACGCCAUAGAAACACUUUGUGCCGGCCUUUGCAUGGCACAACUUCCUUUUCUUAAAGAAGUAUUGAUGGGAAUUUCAACGCCCAUAUGGGGGAGAAUAGGCAUCCGACACAAACGCCUCAGUGCACUAUUUAGAGAAGGGCGAUCUCACCUUCAACCUCAUAAGGUAUCGGAAGGGAGCAAUGUUCCAAUACUGCUCCAUACGGGCAAUAGUGCCAUGUCUCGUCCAGAUAUAACACUGGUCUCAGCGUAGCUUGAGACAAAAUUGCGAAACGGCGCCCUUCCUGAUAUUGUUAACGACCACUGAUCAGCUCUCUUAACACUAGAACUUGUGAAGGUGAACCUUGGUUUGAUAGGUUGCACUGCACAAAGCUAAAUGUAGUCUAUUCUGCAAAGGAAUAGAGGACACGAUCGUUGAAUUAUCAAGGAUUCAAGUUACCGAUGAGAGCAUUAACUGUCGAGGAGUGGGAGGGGUAAAUAUCACACACGCAUUGUACUUACGUCCUGCUAGAAAUUACUGUACUACUGUAAAUAUAUUCAUGUAUAAAAUUGUGAGCAAAAACACGAAAACGUUAUGAUAAUAAUUUACAACAAAAAAAAAACAGUGUUUGAUAUUUUUACAGCAUUUGCGAUAAAAUAUACUAUUUUUUAAAAUCAAAAUUUCAGGAUGAUUAUUUUUGUAUUUGUGCAUAAAUGUACGUAUUUUUUGCCCGCUCGAUUUUUAAUAAUUAUAUUUGGUUCCAACACUCCUCUACCUUUCAGAUUAACUAUGUAUAACUUGUGAUACUUAUACGAUUAUUACAUAUUUACGGGGAUAAGGCUUAAUAGACAUUCAUUCUCUUUUUUUAAAUUUCUUUUCCUAAAUUUUAAAUCUUAAGUUAUUGGUUAUGUUUUUUAAAUGAUGUUAUGUUUUGUAAAUUUUUUAUUUCAAUAAAUAGUAUUUUAUGCUGAUCCGACUUCGAGUUUAAUCCACGUUAAACUUCAAUAGUAUCUCUUUUUUUUUUACUAGAGACAGACUGUGAUCUGCUCGUCCACCCAAUAUAUAUAUAUAUAUAUAUAUAUAUAUAUAAAUUAAUAUCUAUAGCAAAUGCUUGUCUGCCAAACAAAGUGACCACAGACUGCAAAAUAAUCGUCGGUCACAUACCUUCAGAAGUUAUGUUUUUGACGCCAGCUUAACUCGAUCCCAAUAAUCUCGCGAUGAUGCGUGUAGAACUUGUAUACAUUAUAUCAGGGACAUCAUGUUUUAGGACCGGGGGGCGCAAAUGUCCCACCCUCGGAAUUUGCAUUUUUUUUUAAAUUGAUAUGUACUUUUGCGUAAUAAAAAGCUGCUCAAAAAGCCAGCAAAAUGUUGUUUUUGCCCUACACACUAAAAAUAAACCAAAAUUUACGUUCCUGCAUUUUUAAUAUUGUAUGUUUAUUUAUUUGCUGUUAAGAAACUGUGUUGUACAUUUUUAGGAGGUUGAGGUAAACAAGCCUGCAGAGCACUCGCUGUGAAAUAAAAAGAGAAUGGAUUUUUCCAUGACAAUUAGUGUGCACAUUAACACAAUCUAUUUUUUUUAAAAAUGUAUAAAUCAAAACAUUUUAAAAAAUAAAGAAUGGUCAUGUUGAUGUCCAGGAAUUUCUUUUAUCUGCCUGAAGAAAAAUAUCAAUAAAAUCACAUUAUAAUUUUAUGAGGUUAUGAAAUUGAUGGUUGUUUUCAUUAUAAACAUGUAUCUUUUAUUUAUAUUUUGAUAUAUAUAUAUAUAUAUAUAUAUAUAAACAGCAAGAGCUACUGAAGUAAACUGCACAACUUUGGAGACUAAAGAAAUGCUGAAUAUCACCUGUUUUACCUAUCGUUUAUUUCCUCAAGGCAAAUGCGGAUUUCAUACCAAUGUUCCAGAGGUAAUAUUAUUACUUAAAUAGCUAACCUUAGAAAUUUCUAUUUCUUUAUAUAGCUAAAGGUGUGUGACAUGAGCAUUACAUUAUGUAACAGAGAGGUUUUAUUACAUUUGUUGUUGUAUUAAUUAUAUUUGUAAAUAUUUUUUGUUUAAUAUUUUUUUAACGCUCUAUAGAUAAAUGAAAUGCUCCCAACACUUCAAGUGAACUAUUCAUACACUAAAGAGACUUUUCCUGAAGAGAAAACAUACUUUACAACAACAUGCUUUAUUUUAAUACCUUUAAACAAAUUUGGCAAUGGACUUCAUAAAAUAUCUGUGUCGAUGUAUCCAAACGUAACUGGAUUUGACCAAGACAUCAUUUUUGGUAGAAACACAACGCUUGAGGUAGAACUAGGUAAUAACUUUUUUGUACACAUUUCUAUGUUUUCAAAUGUUUGUACGUUUUCAUGUUAUUUUAAAGUGAAUUAACAAUUUAAAGUUUAAAGAAAAACUCCUUAUAUUAGUUUUUUUUUUAAUAACAUGUAACAUAUAGGGAUUCUACUGGGAUCCGAAAAGGGAUGCCAACUAGAAUAAAUCACUUUGGGAUCAUCAUGCUAUUGUGAUCUGGGUCCAAAUACCAUUUGGAUAUGAAUCCCAACUGCAUUUGAAUCUCGAUAAAAUUUUGGGAAAUGGCAUUACAACAGGGACAUAAUCUCUUGCUACCAGAUAAACCAGAAUAUGAGUCAAAUCAGCAAACAUACCACAAGAUACCAAGAACACGAUCGGGGAGGGAAAUAAAGACUAGAAUAAUAAACUAAAUUAUUAUAAUUUUUGGAAGAUUAAUUAAGUUAUCGCGAUUUAAAUAUACGUAUUGUUGUCAAUGUUGGGAUGUCUCACCUCUUUCUAGACAGAUGGGGAUGUUGUGAUCUCACUGUUGAUUCCUUAAGUUGUCCGUGCGAUAAGCCUGUACCUGUUGAAUUGAGAUGGGGGAUGCCACGUAGUUUUCCUUGUAGCUAGCAAUUAAACAUGUAGGCAAAAAGAUAAACAGUGGUGCUAAUUUUCCUAAAGUAUCCAUAGAAUUACUAAAUAUAAAAGGCACAUAGCUCGAAAUAAGUUUUUUUUCAAAUGCAAUCACACGAUACAUCGGUUAUAUUUGCUUGUCCUAUAAGUCCGUCACAAUGUGACAAUGGUAUGGAAAUCGGAGGAAGAAAUCCACAAAGCCUGGAAUAUUUACUCUAGGCUUGUUCUCAAAUGCAAAUCGCCUCUCUCCACACCGCUUGAUAUUCCAAGUAAAAAUAUGUGGAUGAUACAGCUUGGAACCAGUGGCGUCGCAGGAAAUGACAUUGUAGCAAUGUUAUUCGCUUACGAGACUCCGUCUUCAUGUUUGAAUUCAGAGUUUCCAUCACUUAGAUGAGUUUCCAUCUAAUGUUAACGAGUCUUAUCCACCCGGGAUGCUUUUGAUGUUUUCGUUAGACUGAAAUUUGGUGGGGAUUGAACUCCAGACCAUCAAUUUGAGAUUGGCUCAGCACCCAAAUAUAUAUAUAUAUAUAUAUAUAUAUAUAUAUAUAUAUAUAUAUAUAUAUUAUAAACAAUCCACCCGGGAUGCUUUUGAUGUUUUCGUUAGACAGAAAUUUGGUGGGGAUUGAACUCCAGACCAUCAAUAUGAGAUUGGCUCAGCACACAAAUAUAUAUAUAUAUAUAUAUAUAUAUAUAUAUAUAUAUAUAUAUAUAUAUUAUACAAACAAACGUGAAGAUUUGUUACCGUGUCUUUGUGAUUUUGUUUCGCAUAACUCUCUACAUGGAUUAAUGGAUCUUAAGCAAACUUGACACACAUUCCAUCAUUAUCAAAAAUUAAAUACUUGGCCGGGGUGUUUAACUUUUUAUCACAUUUUAUUUUGAUAUCGGGUACUCAUUUUUCUCAUUUUAGAUUUAUGAAAAAAUGCUAACAAAUAUUCCUACAUGAAUGACUAGGUCUUUCUCAAACUUAGCGUAUUCUUGAUUACUCAUAUUCAAAUACCGAAGGAAACAGAAUUCAUAAUAUACAUUUCUUUGGUAAACAAGGGAGGGGGGGGAUUUUAUUUUUCGUAGCAUAAGCUAUAUAGAUACCAAAGAAAACAAUGAGUUCUUUGUAAAUUGAUGGGUCUCGUCCUAGCUUCGUAGCAAUACAUUUGAUAGUUCUGACUGAAUAAUCGGAAAAAUUAAAACUAAUCUUAUCCAAUGCGUUUAAGGUCGGUCUAGAGGUUUCAUGAUAGGUCGAUAAUUAAUUUACUUUAAGUUUAACGCAAUUUAAUCCAAAUAAAAAAGGGUACGUCGGGAUCCCUCCAGGAAAUGGUACGCCAAUGUUAAAGAGGAAACAAUUGAUAAACGAGAUAUGAUUAGGAUUCAACGGACUUAAAAUCCCACCGGAAAGGAAAUACUAAAAGAGAAUCAAUCUGAAAGGAUCGGGAGGCCGCAAGGAUUCCAAGCGAAUCGUCAUCCACAAGGGUGGGGAUCUAACAGGCCAAAAGGAUGUCAUUGGAAAACGGUAUCAAAUCUGAAACGGAAUCCGUUUGGGAUCCCUCCGAGAAAUCGACCCGUCUGGAAAAGCGAUCCGAAUGAUGUCGUAAUCCCACCGGGACUGGAAUCCCACGAGUUUAAGAUAACACAGGGAAACGUGAUCCCACCUGAAAACCAAACGGGUAAGAAAAGUUUACAAAAGUUUUUAUAUAUAAGUUUUCAUUGGAAAGAAAUUAAUUAUUUCAUUUUUACUAUAGCUGUUUUGCAAUAUUUUACACUUUAAUUUAAAUGUUUAAUAAAAGGCUGAAGACCCUUUUUUAAAAUUUUAAUUCUUGGAAUCGCCGGUUAUAUCUGCUAGUAUAAAUUAUAUUAACAUGAAAAAGGGGCGUUUUCUUCCACGUAUUUUUCUAUAUAUAUUGUUAUAGAUUUUGGCACAUAUAUCAAUCAUCAUCAUGAAGGAACUCCUGUGGGGUUUGAGCUUUUUAUAACAUUUCUUUGGGGACCGGGGGUCAAAAAUUACUUUUGCCCCUUUAAGAUCUAUAUAAAUAAAAAGGAGCAACUAAUAUUCCUAAACGCAUAGAUAAAUCUUGACCAAAAUAAGUACUCAUGCACAUUAUUAUAUUUAUUCAAAAAGUCAUAAUAACUAUAGCUCUGGGGCCAGAAGCCCCAUCUAAUUUUGCCUAGUAAAAGCUUAUAAUAUACCAUUUGGCUUUGAAAGACAUUAAAAUUUGUCGAACAGUAGACACCCAUAUACACAAACAUAUAUAUAUAUAUAUAUAUAUAUAUAUAUAUAUAUAUAUAUAUAUAUAUAUAUAUAUAUAUGUGUGUGUGUAUAUAUGUGUGUGUAUAUAUAUGUAUAUAUAUAUGGCAAUGUGCCACUAUUUGCNAUAUAUAUAUAUAUAUCUAUAUGUGUGUGUGUAUGUAUGUGUGGCAUCUUUCCGUCUGCGGGAGACGAUAGAUUAUCUUUAUUGCUUGCCUCUUGGUGUGGCUGGUGAGACCAAUUCUCAAAUGACAGUCUCUGUUGCAUUUCCCACACACGAAUGCGUUGGAGCAGUAUUUACCGGCCUUGCUCGACGCUCUUUUUGCAGCUUUUUCCGCCCUGUUUUGAUCCUCGGCAUUUAGUGAUAUUGCCUUCAAGAUGCCCCACCAUGAGGAUCGAUCCUCUGCCAGCUCCUCCCAGUUUGAGAUGUCGAUGUUGGCCGACUUCAUGUCUGUUUUGCAUAUUUCUAAGUAUCUCAGACGAGGCCGUCCAACUGACCUUCUCCCUGUCGCCAGCUCGCUGUAUUAGCACUUCCUAUGGUAUUCGACCAAGUUGCAUUUGCUUGACGUGUCCAAGCCAGCGGAGGCGUCUUUGGAUUAACAUGGCUGGGAGGCUACACAUGUUUGUUUGGGACAGGACAUCCGCGUUGGGGACUUUGUCUUGCCAUUUAAUGUCAAUGAUGUGGCGCAGGCAUUUGAGGUGGAAGCUAUUGAGCCUUCUUUCGUGUUAAGAGUAUGUGGUCCACGACUCGCAUCCAUACAGAAGUGUGCUCAGUACGCAGGCCUGGUACACCUGAAGCUUAGUUCUUGUUGUGAGUUUGACUCUUUUCUUCAGUCUGGCCAUAACAGUUGCGGCCUUCCCUAUCCUGCCACUUAUCUCAUCCUCCAUAGAGAGGUUGCUCGAUAUGUUGGAUCCCAGAUAUGUGAAUCUGUCAACAGUAUCCACGUCUCUUGGCAUGUCUGUUGCGCUCUGCAGCUGGUUUUCUUCCAACUUAUGUUGCAUGGAAAUCCUGUGCAAAGUGAUAAGCCUUGAAGUUCGAUCCUUUGCUUUUUCCUCCCACGGUCUUAUAUACAUAAGCACACAAACAUAUGUACAUGAAAUUCGUUUGACUCCACAAGACGAAUGAAUAGCUAAUGAUACUUCAUCAAAUGGCUUUCAAAACCAAUCCACGUAUGACAGUUUCAGCUAAACUUUUAGCAUUAGAACUUUCACUCCUAUUUAAAUGUGGACUUCCACAAUGCUUAUGUUUUAAAGAGGGGUAUUGCAGUCUUUUUAUAUUUAAUUUAAUUGCUCUAAAAAAAGCUUUGCUCCUCCUAAAGGGUCGUCACCUGUGCAGUAACUUAGCCUGGGCGGGAUUUUAGGGAGACCGGUUGUUGCAAAGUUCAGUUAUUCCACACUCUUCACGAAGCCAGUAGAUCCAAAGGAAAUUACAAAAGUCUAUACAUCUUCGUAUUAACGCUGUCCAGGGAGUUCAAGAAAUGACAUUAUUCUUAGCGAGAGUUCUAAUUCGGGUCUGUCUGUCAGGAUUCAUUUUACUGUUUUACUUUACACCCAUAGUCUUACCAUAGCACCCCGCAUUGAUUGUAUAUAUGUAUAUUGAUAUUCAUUCAAAGCGUUUUCCAUUUUCUGAAAUUUCGAUACACAUACAUAUUUGCAAGCCAAUCAUCUUUUUGUUAACCUAAAACUAAAUUAGAUAUUGUUUAUACCUUAUUAUAUCACCGAAAGGUAGUCAAUUGUUCAUCUGAGUAUUUUUCUAGUAUACCAUACAUCUACUAUAAACAUUAGAAAAUAUGUAUGUUCGCAUCUGAUACAUAUCCGCAUUGAUUUAUUGAUAAUUUUAUUUCAGCUUCAUAAUCGAAAAGUUAAUACAUACGAGAUUUUAGUUUUAUCAUUACCGUUUUAUAUUGUUGCGUGACUAACAUUGUUUUAAUUUGAUUAAUAAAAUAAAAUUACCCGAAAUAGUUAGAUAUAGACCAGUGGUUCUCAAAUUUUCGAAUGCCGUUACCCUUUAAUACAGUUCCUUAUCGUAUGGUGACCCUCAACCAUAUAAUUAUGCUCCUUGCUUUUAUCAUAAAUAUGUAUUUUUCAAUGGUCUUAAGACACCCUGUUUAAGAGUCGUUCGAACUCCAAAUGAAUCAAGACCCACCUUUAAAGAAACUCUGAUCUAGACAAAUUUGGGUAUUAACACACUUUAUAAUUUAUAUUGAAAUUUAGGAUGGUUUAAACUCAUGAUAUACAGCAGUGUCAAGGCCAGGAACACUAUUUUUAUUUUCUACAUUAAAAGUUAUAUCUCUUACAUUUUUCAAAUGGGACAACAUUACAAUUUUAACCUGUUCAUAUGAUGAAUUAAUUCCCACUCUUAACGGUAAUACAAAUCUCAAAUUAAGGAUCUAAUCCAAGAAAGGCCCUUACAAGUUAUGGCUUUCUAUUUUAGAUCAUUUAGGCUUAAAAUAAAAUGUUUGUUGAAAAUUCAUUUCAAUAUUUUUUUUAAAUGAUCAUAAAAACAUUAUGUGAAUGUUCAAACAAGUUCUGUGUAGUUCAAUACAGAUAUUAAGACUAUGGAAAUUUGAAUGGAAUCUAUAAGGCAGUGCGUGUGAAUGAACAGUGUGUUCCGGAGUCAAGCAAAGAGUCAAUAUUAUUGAGACUUUGUAUAUAAGGUAUAUUUAUGUUUAUGUUUAUUGUGGGAAAUAACAACAUAGAAAAAAACAACAGCAAUCGGUGGCCAGUAUCAACAACACAGUAUAACCAAGUACAGCUCAGUACAACCCAGUAUUGAUUAGUGUUAGACUGAUACACACCACUGACUUCACGUAUCUAUAGAGAUAUACAAGCAAUUGCGGAGUCAAAUCUGACCCAAAUGGACAUCAAUAAAAAGAUGAUUCAGCAGAAUGAUUUGCUGUUGAAACUAUCAACAGUCCAUUAAUUAUGAAAUUCACAAGUUUCAAUAGUAAUGAAGAGACGUUCACGGACUACUACGCUAGAUAUGUGACCUUUGUGUUAGCAAGGAAAAGCAAACAAACAUUUUCGUAAUCAGCCAAACGCAAGAACUCUAUAAAAUGUUGUCAACACUAGUACAACAAAGAGACCCACCACAAAAAUUAAAUGUUUUAACCUUGGAAGACAUAUGGGGUAAUGAUGGGUCAGUUAGCACCAACAAAAUUUGUGAUCAGGGAAAGAGUCCAAUUCGGGUGUGCUUCAAGUAGAAAACCAGGGGAGACAAUCAAAUUAUUGACAGCUAGAAUAAGACAAGUUGCAACCACUUGUGAGUUUGAUAAUUUAAGAUAUACUCUAGAUGAAGCUUUACCGACAAGAUUGAUGUGUUAUUUCAAAAACAAAAAAAGUAGUGAAAAGUUUGUUUAGAAUGAAGGACACUGAUUUAUCAUUUAACAAGUCAGUAGAAAUAGCUGUUGAAACACAAGAUGCAGCAAAAUGUGCCAAAGAAACGGUCCAUGAUGAAACUCCUAUUAAAACAGCUCAGACAAACAGAAAUAAGCAAUAUCAGACAGCAGAGACAUUUUCUCCACCUCAAAGAGAGGAUUUUCCGAUUGGAACUUGUGACAGCUGUGGAGGAAGAGGAAAUAAAGGUACUGUCUGCAAGUAUAAAGACAUGAUCUGCCGCUUUUGCGACAAGAGAGGACAUCAAGAAAGGGUUUGUCUUAAUAAUAAGAAGAAUGCGCCAAAAUAUUAAAAGAAUAGGAAGGCGAAACCAAGUAAAUACUGACCCACCCUUUAUUCAAGAAAUAAUUUUAGAAGGAAAGAGGUUUACAAUCGAAAUUGACACCGGAGCCGGAGAAAAUUUUAUGUCUGAAUCUGUUUGGUGAAAGCUGGGACAACCAACCUUGAACCCAGUGUCUGUUAAGUACGAGUCAGCGUCUGGUGCUUAACUUAAUGUUUUGGGAGGUGUUGAGAUAAAUGCUGAUGCAGGGAAAAUAUCUACAAAUAUUCAUUUUUUAAAUAAAUGAUUACUUCUUAAUUUUUUUAAGAAGAACCGCAUUAAAGAACCUCAAGAUUUCACCAGAAACACUAUUUCAAACAAAGAUAAAUCACAUUAGUAAUCAAAACUCAUUGAGUAAAGCGUGUGAACAAAUCUUUAAGCAAUUCCCUCACCUUUUUAAAUCAGGUCUUGGACUAUUGAAAUAAUUUGAGCUAGAAAAUAAGUUCAAGCCAAUUACGCAACAAUUUAUAUUAAAUCUAGAACUGUUCAAUUUGCGGUAAAGACAGAGAUAGCAGAGGCUUAUAAAGCAGGAAUAUCCUAAGGAGUCUGGACCAGUACAGUUCAAUCAAUAGGGCACUCCCGUAGUUCCAGUAAGAAAGAAGUCGAUCUCAUGAAAGAAAGUCACAAAUUAUGGUCGUGCAGACUAUACGAAAACUGUAAAUCAACAUGUAGAAACACCCAGGUACUCAAUGUCAUUACCAGAAGAAUAAUGAGAAAGUUAGCAAGUGGACGGAUUUGCCCGGAAUAGCAGUGUACACGGACGACAUUCUAGUGAGAGCGAAAGGAUGAGGAAGACAAUGUAAACAACCUUCGCAGGUUAUUACACAGACUGAUUGAAAAUGGAUUAAAGUGCAGGAUCGAAGAAUGCAUCUUUGUCCAGAAAUCAAUCGAAUAUUUAGGGCAUAAAAAAUCAAGAAAUGGCAUAUCAAAAGGAGCUAAAGUAAAUGCAGUUAUAUCCAGGCUAACCUCCCACAGAUAUUUCCUCUCUAGGGUCAUUUCUUGGUCAAGUGCAGUUUUACAGCAAGUUCUUACCAGACCUAUCAAUUUUACUUAAGCCACUGUAUUAUUUAACUAAAAAGAGCUUAUGAUGGAACUGGAAAACGGAAUAAAAAUAAGCUAUUAAGAAAGUCAAGCAAUUGCUUUCUAUUGAUAUAGUUCUAGCUUACGAUUAUUCAACUCUAGACAUAGGCAUAUCCUGUGACGCCUCUAAUGUUGGUAUAGGAAGUGUUCUGUUCCACAGAUAUCCUGAUGUCGGUGAAAGCCCUAUUGCUAACAUUUCAAAAACUCUCUCAGCAACACAACGCAAAUAUAGCCAGAUUCAGAAGGAAGCCCAGUUAAAUCGUUUAGCCAGAUAGGCUCUUAUCUUAAGUUAAUAAGACUCUAUUAUUGAAUUCCGUAAGUCAACAGAACGUAGCAAUGCAGUUGCCCUUAGUCGUCUACUCUCAGGGGAUGAUGACAUUGGUGAUGGUUAAGAAAGUGAAGCAGACAUGGAUUAUGUGUGUAUGAUCAAACAAAUCAGUUUACAGAUCAGACCAGCAGACCCAGGAGUCGUUGCUAAAGAGUCCCUUAAAGAUUAUACUGUUUCUGCAGUGAUGAGAUAUUGACUAGAGCGCUGGCCAUCCACUACAAACAAAGCUCACUUGAACAAGGAUGCAGCUAAUAUUGCAGCUUUUAAAAAUAUUCAAGACUUACUCUCCUUGGACUGGGAAUCGUCUAUUUUAUGGUUCAAGAUUUGUUGUACCAAAAAUACUACAAGCUCGGGUUCUCUAAAUCCUGCAUACAGGACAUUUUGGAUUUGAGUGGAUGAAACAGGUCGUCAGAUCCACUGUAUACUGUCCUGGACUUGAUGCUGAAAUCAUGGCGAUAGGUUAUGCCAGGCAUGUGCAGAAGUUGCCAGAGACCCAAACAAGCAUGUAUCCACCCAUGGAUGCAGCCUGAAAAACAAUGGAGUCAAGUGCAUAUCGACAAUGCCAUUUAGUCUAAGGGAUCAGGUUGGCUGGUGGUGAUAGAUGCUUAUUCAAAGUAUCCGUGUAUCCACAGGACAACAUUUACAUCAAACAAAGCCACCCUUGAUCUUUUAAUGGACGAUUUUGCUUAUUUCGGCUAUCCACAUAUCAUAGUAAGUGAUAAUGCUGCAAGAUUCUUUUCUGAAGUGCAGGGACAAUAUCUUAAAGAAAUAGCCGUCCGUAAUGGUACAAAUAGAUGUCUUAGUGAAUCAUUUAACCAAGGAUAACCAUGCUACUUCAGAAUAUAUAGACGAAAAACAGACUCUAAACAACGAUUGGCUCCCAGUACAAUCAUCCAAGUUAUAGGUCCACGUCUUUUCAAGGUGAGGAUUUAACCGACUGGUCUCAUAUUGAAGAGACAUUUAAACCAACUUCACCACAGGUAUAAAGCAGGUGGAGAUUCAGAACCAGGUAUGGAUUUAAUGACAUGAAAUCUUUACCCAACAGCUCAGCAAGCCCUGAGCAAUUAACCGUCUACACAUCCAACAACUCCAAGUCCACCUAAGAAGAAGAUUAAUUCUCGACAUCCAAGACCCUCAGACAAUGUCAUACCUAAAAGAUCUCAAAGACAACGCAUAGCACCAUUGUUACUGAACGUGUAAUCGUUCUGGGAGGUUUUAUAAUGGACUAGCGGAGUAGAUCGUCCUAAUAGCCAACUAUGUCAAAAAAAUGUGCAUACGAAGCGACUGUAAGCAGUGUGUGUGAAUGAACAGUGUGUUCCGGAGUCAAGCAUAUAGUUAACAAUAUUUAGAAAUUGUAUAUUAGGUAUAUUUAUGUUAAUGUUUAUUGCUGGAACUAAAAACAUAGUACAAAAACUUCUCAUAAAUGAGAUACGUAAAAAACGCAACAAAAUGGAAUAUUGAUCUGAUUUUUAUAGUGCCCCUAUCUUAAGGGUAACUAAACUUCACCAUAUUUGGAACGGUUUUCCUUUUUUAUCAAGUCAAGUUUUUGAAGUGUCCAGCUUCCUUAUUAAAUGAAACGGAAGGCAACUUAAAUUCACUGUUUACUUGAGUUAUUGUACCUUGGAAUUUUUAAAGACAAAACUUUUCGUUUUAAUAUUACUUUGGUAAACAAAGAGUUUUUGGCAGAGUUCUAAAUUUACAUGUAUGCUAAAAAGGCAAAAGGUAUUUGUUUGUUUUUUUUUUGCUUUGUUGUUUUUCCGAAUACAGAACUAACAAAAUCCUGGAGUUUCACUGGCAUAUGUAUUUAUUAAUUUAUAUAUUUCUAAAUAUAUUUCUUUAGACACAGGAAGAGUGGUUCUAAAACAAUGCCCUGAAAUCGUAGAAGAAGAAACACAUGUGAAGUGUAUAUGUGAAACAUCAAAUAUUAGAAAUUUAAAUAUUUCUCUCACCUGGUUUGGGGACAAUUUCCUCAAUCUGACCAAUGAUACAACCGCAAUUCUUUCUUUCAAUGUAACAAGGAGGAAUGAAGGUAAUAACACUUCUCACUUUAUUUCAUUGCGUAGGUUUAUUUUUAGUAAUAAAUUAUAAAUAUAUAUAUAUAUUUUACACAUGUGAUAAAAUUUAACUUUCUAUCCACAAAUCUUCUCGUUCGCGGUGUUAGUGCGGACUAAGCAACAUUGAUGAAUAAUUUGAUGAGGUAUAAAAUGAGGACUCAUAAGUUGGAUGAUAGAUCAGUAUAUUCUAUUGGAACCAUAAUGACAUUAAAUAAAUAAGGAAUGAGUCGUCAUAGUAGGUGCUGAGUACCAGAGACGUGGGUGUUCAUCAAAGUUGCAGAACAGAUUUACAAAAAAGGCUUUCAUGAUCGGCGAGUUAUUUACUACCUCAUGGUUGCCUUACGAGUGACGGAGGAAUCACAAUUUGUUAUUAAAGCAAAAUGAAGGAAUUUUGAUGGUCUCUUCAAUUGCAGGAAUGGUAGUCUUCUAACGCUUUUAAAAAGGAAAAUAAUUGUAUGUGGCAAAUAGGUGCAGCUCAAAAUCGGAAAGUUGAUUACCUUAAUAAUUUCCACAACCUACAGGGUUGAUUCUACGUAGAAUACUUUCACUGUCCUAUAUUAAUUGCUUUCAUAUAAUGUCAAGUGGUACAUGGAAGAAAAGCUCUUUUCCAUAGAAGGAUGAUUCUACUUUAUCGCCUAUAAUAAGCUAAGCGAAGAGAGUAAAAUAAUUUUAAAACGAUCAAUUAAAUAUAUUUAAAGACGAGCGAACAACGGCGUAUUCCCAAUAUCUUAUUGGAAAAAAACUUCUCAUAAAAAAACAACAAAAAAAAAACAGAAUUUGCAACUGUCAUGUAGAGACCGUAAUUCAAAAGUUAUCUAAUGACAGACCAAGUUACCUGAUAAGUCAUAAUUAUUGAAACAGUUUCUUCAAGGACUCUAAGACUAGUAAAUUGUGCCACAAGUUGUGUUGUGCAAAUUCUUCUAACUGUUGGCAAUUCAAGAUCUGUCCUCGAACAGCUCAUAUAUCUAAGAGACGAUGUAUGUACUCCGGGGAAAACAUGUGUCAUCAGUAGCUACGUAUCACUUGGUGGUAGAAAUUCUAGGCCUUACGAAGGUUUUGUAGAGAUAUCUUCAACUACCAGCAAAAAUGAAUGAUCAAGUUGUUUAAUAAAUGGGGAUGCUAUUGAAGUGUAGAACCCAGGUUUCUUAAUGGAGAAGAGAUGUGUUACAUUUCUUGUGAAUGCCCCAAACACGAUAAUAAAUUUCGAGAUUGCUGAAACUGAAUCGUAUUUCUUUUAUUUGUAACAAAGUUCUCCCUAGGACUGUGAUCAUGCUUGUUAAAUUGUGCAGUGAUAGAGGGAUUUAGAUACCCACUCCCUUAAAAAAAAAUUCAAAAAUAAAUAAUUAAAAGAAAUAUUAGAGAGCAAAAAAGAGAACAAGAGAGUAACGAUUUUCCAAAAUUGUAUAUUUUACUUAAAUUUUAUGCAUUCUUUAAUUAAUAUUCUUCUUUUUUUAUAAGUCGUAUUACCACGAAUUAAAUCAUUUAUUUAACUUUAACAAGGACGAACGCUUCUUUCCUGGAUAUUUUUGUAAACACAGUCGAGGUAAAUGGCCAUGUGGAUAUCGGUUACUAACUUAUAAAAUGCAAAUACAUGUUCUUUAGUUUCUCUCUUUAAAAAAUUGAAACACAAUGUAUUGAUAAAUUUAUUUCAAAAAGGUGUCUGUUAAUAUAUUGAUCAAGUAAGGAAGAAAGUAACAAGUUAAUAGCCUUUUUAAAAAAUGCUUAAAGUGUGUUUUUACGUUGUUAUUUAAAUUUUUUUUAUUUCGAACAAUACAAACAACAUUAAAAAAUUUCUUCGUGUAAAAACAAAUUCCAGAAUUCGUUUGUUUUGGGUCUUCACUUACGGGCAGCAAAAAUUAUUCAACAGUUUACAAACCGACUGUUAUAGGUAUGUAGUGUCCUAUAAAAAAAAACUGCUUAAUAGUAUCUGAUUUUAAACAAUCUAAUUCAUAUAUGUUAUGUUUAAAAGAAGUAAUAUUAAAAUAAUGUACAAGCACAUACAAGAAAGUUUAAAAGGUUAUUAGACAACGUUUGAAUUGCAAUAUCUAACGCAUUUUAAUUUUUUUUUUCAGUGAGACCUUACAACGUGUCAUGUACGGACAAUCAGGAUAAUGAUAGUGUAAUGGUUGCUUGCAAGUCUAGUCGAGGGUAUCCAAUUCCGAAGUGUGAUUUCAGAAUUUUAAAAAAUACAGUAGGUGAUUGUAUUUUCUGGUUCUUAAAUCAUAUAAUAGUAUUUAUUAAUUCAAUGUAAUUUUAAAUAGUGACAUAGGGUUCGAAGGAAGUGUACAACGUCCUUUAUUUGUUUACUAAUUUAACUAAAUUUUCCUCUAACUUAUUUGUGUUAUGUCGAUGCUUGGGAUUUAAGUAUUUAUGAUAUUCCAUAAUAUAAUAACAUGUUACAGAAACUUAUGAAACAAAGAAAACAGUUUAUUUUCGCUAGAAAGUUCUUACAACGAUGUGAAGGUUUCUUGUCAUUUUAAGCAAAAUUUUACAUCGUAUUUAUAAAAUUAAGACUCAUAAAAAAUUAUAUCAAAAUCAAAAUAACGACAUGUCUAUAACAAUUAAACCAAUGUAGUCAGUGAAAAGCGUUUUAAAAUAAUAUACAAAACUAAAUAAACGUAAGAAUAUGCGUUCCAUUGGAAAAAUAUAUACAAAUUAUUUUAAAUAAUGUAUAGAAAAGGACUAAUAUUUCCGAGAAAUUACAAAUGGUAAAACUCAAUUGAAAUCAAUAAUCAUCAGAUCCCAUGUAACUAAGUCAAAAUGUAUUGAAUUUUUAUACAUCUUAAAAAUGACUUUUUUUAAAUUUAAUUAUUCUUUCCAUAUAAAUGUAAAUUAUAUUGCAUGAUUUCACCCCCCACCCCCACAAACCCGGUCAAAUUUUUCUCUUAUCAUACAACUUCAAAUUACAUUUUUAACAAAUUUAAUUCACUCUCUAAUUCAAUCGAAUUUAAAAUAACUUUUACUUUCAGCUUUGACUUCGCUACAGGCCAAAAGUUUCGAUAAGCAUUUGGUUUCGAUCGAAAGUAAUUUGUAAUUUUUUAGACUGGUUUCGAUUUUGUUUGAAAUCUGAAAAACACCUUCGGUCUUUCGGUAAUGUCAGAACGGCUUUGAGCAGAGUGUUUAAAAAAAAAAAAAUAUUUCCAUUAAUUUCAGCCAUGAAAAAAAUAUGUUGACCUUUCGGAGAUUUAACUUAAUUUUUUUCUAUAAACAAAAACCCUUUCAAAGUUCAUUUCUUUUUUUAAAUCUCAUUUUUCUACGUACUUAUUUAUAAGCAAAGAUGUAAGGAAUUUGUGUGCUAUGUUUAAAUUUCUCGUGUUUAUUCUUGAAGGUAUCGUCACGUAUCCUUUCGCCUAAAAUUUUAACUAAUUGCAAUAAUAACUGAUAAAAUUAAGCUAAACAUAACGGCUGCAAAUCGAUAAUGACGUCACAUAAACAAAAAAGAUUGAAAAGAAUCGCUGACGAGCUCUUAAACAGUCGUAUUUUUAAAAGGGUAAAAUAACCCCAAAAGUAAAGACUUGUCACAAUUUUAAUUUUAAUGUGUUUUCACGUUUUAAAAUAAAUACUUAGCUGACGAAACAUCUUUAUAACUCUAAAAUUAUUGAAAAAAAGAUGUUAAUUUUAGACAUUUAAACAUAAAAAUAUAUUAAUUAAAGAAUAAAAGGCAACUCCCUCCACAAAAGAACAUACCUUUGUUUUCUCCAACGAGCAGGAUUCAAUGGUGCUUCACAACACGACUGAUUCGUUUAACGAUGAAUAUCUGAACAAUAAUAAGCUGUACUACAGAUCAGAAUGUGUUUUUAAAAUCCCAAAGUCUUACUUUCAAACGACAUUUUAUUUGUUGGUGACAAUGUAUCCAAACAUUACUGGUUCUGAUUCCGACAUGGUGUAUGGAUCAAAUUAUACACAUAAAAUAGGUAAGACAAAAGAUAGUUGUUUAUUCUAUUAUAAAUUACUGAUAUCUGGACAAAGUGAAACAAUAUAAGUUAUACGCUUGUUCAGUGUGUUGGCAUUAGUGAGGAAAAACAUGUGAAAGCAUUUUGUAAUUUGUAAAGGUAAUGUUCUGGUGUGCACCUUAUACAAAUAAAUGUCUCAUUCCAUACAAAUAUCUUACAAUUUUGAGGUUGAAUGAAAUAAGAAUUUAUUUUGUUAACACAAUAAAGAAGUAUACAUUAUUUAUCUGUAUAACUUUACAUUGCCCUUUAAAACAGUGUUUAUCAUAAAUUAAUUAUGUGAUCUUAAGAUAAAUAAUCUUUUCAGAAAAUAAUCGUAAUAAAAAGUAAAAUACAGUCUUCCCAUGUUUACAACGUCAAUCUUUUCUAGACAAUCGCGAUAAUUGGAUAACUGCGCAUUUGGAUUAUUUAAUUAUAAAUCAACUUUUUUUGUAGUUUGAGUUAGAUUCUAUUAACAAAUAACUUGAGGAAGCUGUUCAUUUGCAACAGUUUCCACCCAUAUUCUUCGUUAAUUAGACGUGAGGUAAAACCCCACUGUAAAAAUCAUUCUAGAUGGCAAAUGGAGUUUCCCCAGGAUGGGAGACGGAAGAUUUUAAGACAUCAAUAACCUAUCACAAAGUCGGCUGCUGACGCUGUGAGAACAGCUUCAAAUGCCGACCGGGUGUUUUUGGACUAAGAUGACUUCUGUUGCUACCCGACGCCUGGUUACAUGUUGGCUAAUGCCUGCUAUAUCAUGUUCUUUUUGUGGCAAAGCUUCGCUUCGCGCAUCUACUGCCUUUUUCAUCCAUAAUACUGUGCUUUUCGCCAGCUGGAACUAAGCACAGCAAUGAUCCCAAUUCGUUGAUUUCUUUGUCGGCUUCUUUUAUGUUCGAUUUGCAAAUGGUCAGAAAUCGCAGCCGUGGCCGUCCAACAUGGCUAGCCACUUCUGACAAUUUUCUAUGCAGCAGAAGAUUUGUUAUACAAUCUUCAUUCAUUCUACUUACAUGGCCGAACAGGGGACGUCCCUUCUUGAGCAGACAAUAUUCUAAACAAAUUGACACGUUCUAAGACUAUCUGGUAGGCAUUAUGUCCUGCCAUCGAAUGCAUGCAAUGCGACGCAGAACUUUUUUAUGGAAAUUGUUGAGUUUCAUCUUAUGACUGGCACUUGAGUUCAAUACUCCACUGCCCUAUAGGAGCGUACUACGCAGACAUGCCUGAUAGAUGCACAGUUUUGGAGUAUCUUUGCUUUUAAAAUUAUUCUACUCAGUUUAUGCAAAUUAUCCAUAGUUACUGCUGCAUUCUUUGCAAUCCUGAUGUUUGCAUGUUUUUUAAUGGAAAUUUAAAGAGAGAUAUUGAGAAAAGACCAACUACAGAUUUAUUAUGGCCAUCAACAGAUUUGUUUUAAAAGGACCAUGCUUAUGUAUCAGAAAUAUAUUUUAUGCACACUAAUUAACGGUUAGAACUCUUAAAAUACAUGUUGGAGACGAUUAUUUUUUCGCUGAAUAUCUUCUUCUGUGUGUGGUGGUAGGACACCACUGAAAAGGAACAUCAGUUUACGAAUUAGUACCAUUAGUACCUUGGUAGUUGCACGAAUGUGGAAGUUAUUGAACAUGCAACUAUUAGAUAGGGUAUUAAUGUGUACUCCGUUUUCAUAUUCCCUGAAAGCAAACUGAAAAAUCAACGGGAAGAAAAUUGAAACGUGUUGCUGCAAGUGCAUAACCUUGUUUUACUACGACUGCUGACUGGGAUUAUCUCAGGGACCACGCCAUUGAAUGUUGCUGUGCUAUCCAUGUUUUCAUGAAAUGAUUUAAUGAUUUUGAGAACUCAUUUUUUUUUUUCAAAGUGUUACAAAAAAUACGAUAAUUUCACUUUUUAUAUGAAACUAGCGACUGCCUGGCAUGUGUUUCAAUUCACUUUAAGAAAGAAAGUGUUUGCGAUUUAUGGUUCUUAUUUAUGGUUCUUUAAAAGUUUCAAAAAUGAUAUUUCUUUUUGUCUGGUGUAUACACAAAUAAAUCUGAAUGUUCCCGACACGUGAGCAGACCACGUACAGCAGUCCAUGGGAGACUAAUAGGUUUUACAAAUUUACAAAUUGAUUCAAUGCAGUAUCGAUGGACUUACACGUUUUCACUUUGACUUAUAUUUGAUUUUGAAUGCUUAACUUGAUGGCAUUGAAAUCGUUUUUUAGCUGCUAAUAUAAAACAUGCACUGAGCCACUGAAGACUUUUGUAAUUGUGGUGCGAUAUUUUGGAAACAUUGUGAAUUGAUUAGUUUGUGGUUGUUGGGCUUUUACAAAGCUCUUUUGCAAUGUGAACCAUUUUGUGGAUUCAUCGAUUGCCAUUUUCCCAUUAUCAAUGGCCAAAAAUUGUUUUGUGACACGUAGUGGAUGAAUCCUGUUGUAAGUGCACACCCAUAUUGGUAUUUAAAGUCAAUUUCUGUACGUGUCGCCAUAAAACUGAAGAUUUGUAACUUGCAUUUUAUUUAUCGAAAGCGUUGAACGUGUAAUAGCUAGUAUAGUUUGUCGAAAAUGACCAGAUAAAAAAAAAUAAGUGCGCCACAGAAGACCUGUUCAUUUCUUAUCAAAUCGUUAAUGUACGAUGAAGCGCUUCCAAGGUUUUUUAAUGCACUCUAGUACAUUUGUCCCAAAUAAUCAGUUGACAUUUUUGGAGUACCUUACACAUUCUUAAAUUUAUAUUUAUAUUGCAUGUUUGUUUCUCAGUGAUUUACUGACAAUUCAGGGCUGAAUACGCUAAUCGACAACUACCAACAAAAGGUCUUAAAAAUAAAAAAAAAUGAUCGUUAGUCCUUAAUAUAUAGAUGAAGAAGAGUUGCUGCAAUUUUAGGUGACACAAUUGUCAGUACACUAUUUCUCCUUGAUCGGAUUGUUGCCAAAAUAAGGGAAAAUAUAAAUAUUAUCUGUCCCUCCCGGGAGCAUCUAGGAUAUACAAUACGCCUAUUUGACUUAUAAUUGCAUGAGUUAUUUAGGAACCAAUUUUGGAAGAUUCAUUGGAAUAAAUGUAUCGACUUCGUCAAUAUCAAAGUGUGUGCCUCGUUGAAAAUCACGAUCGAAAAUGUUAGUUGCAAAUCGAAUCGAAAAAGACAAGCCCAACUGCACCAGUGCUUUGUUAGCGAUUGCCGAAAAUAUGUCCUCCAUCGAAACCAAUGUCUCAUUGUAAACGAUUGGUGUAAAUUUAAUGUCCGGAUUUUAUUCGUUGCACGCAAAUGAUGUAAUGUGUCAUUAGGUAUUCCGUCUUUGUAUUUCUUCCAAAGAUCUUUCGGAUUGGACUGGAAGCACGUUGUCAAUAUGACUGCAAACAACAUGCGUAUUUGCUGUGAUUGAGCAAGAAUUUGAUGCAUCAGCGAGCGAAGGGUCUCAAUAUGCAUAGUUUUCCAGAAGUUUUUUUUUUUCUUGGCAAGCUUUGCGAUAAGUGGCACAUACUUGACUGAUGACUCUUCUCAAUUCUUGAAAGGAUCAUGUUUCACGUACGUUGAAUAACAGUAAUCGCAAGUAUGUAUUCUGAAUUUUCUGGGGGAACAGUAUGCAGCGUCAUAAUGCGUUAUUUGAAUAAAAGUUUUGGUGCUCUUCAAAUGAUUUACCCUUAUUGUGACGUUGAAACGUGUUCACUGUUGCAUUCCUUGUGUAAUAUCUUGACACUCCAGAGUAAAGUAUUUUCUUUGCAAAAAUAUUAUUCCUGCUCAAUUAAAAAAUGCAUUUAACGUUUUAACAGAUGUGAUAAUGCUCUUUCGCGUGCAAUUUCUGUAGUGAAGUGCAUGCACUGUCCAUUGUAACGUGCACUGCUAAAUUCAAAACUAUUAGAUGGCGUUCCUGAAUUGAAAUUUAUAAAAUGCGACAUACUGCUUUUGCUAUUUAUGUAGUGUCCAGGUCGAUUUUAGUAGAUUUCAUCAAUGGAUACAUUGUCUUUUCCAUUUUAAAAAUUGCAUAUCGCUUCCUUUGCUAACAUAUUUUCCAAUUUACUUUAUCAAUUUCGAUGAAUCGAAAUAAUUGAUAUUGAUGUGUGUGUUAAACGUUUCCUAGAGUAACGGUGAAUAUGGCAUAACCCAAAUAUUAUUGACUUCAACAUCAGUAUUUUGUACUUUUCAAGUGAUGGAUUUGCUACUAUCUUCAUUUGGUCAUUGACUAUAGAGGUUAUAUCCAUCGUUGCCCGUAAAUCUCUUGGGUAUCGCUUGGUUCAUUUCCAAUCAGACCUGUAUGGUGACGUGUAGUUCAGUAAGCCACAAAGACAAUGACUCAUUUUUUGUUGUUGAUGACUUCAAAUACGUAUUGUUCAAUGUUGACAUCAAGUAAUUCUGCAAAAAAUAACUUAAUCAAUUUUAUCUUCUGUGACUUUUACUAUCAACCAAAUUGAAAAGUUUAAUUUUAGCAAGGCCUUUUCUUGCUAUUCAACGGAAUACAUCCAACAUUGUGUCGCUCCAAAAACAUGAUGCUUCAUACUGCAGUCUAACAAAUAUUUUAAUUAAAUGUUUCAACAAACGUGCAAAAAUAUCAUGACGAUCCGAUGAUGAUUGUCCAGUUAGCGAAGCAUUAUGUAAUUGAUCCGAAUUAGGGUUGCAUGUAAAUCUAAUAAAAACCUCUGGGCGACUCUACACGCGAACAUAUGUCAUUGCAUUUGUGCGUACUCAUGCAUUUGCCGAUGACACACUGUAAAUGUGGCUGGUAGUAUAACAAUUUUCCUCAAUUUAUUUGUAUUCACAUUGCCAUCAUUCACAACUGCAUCACGUAAGUGAAUGUAUUUUUCGGAAGGCAUCUUAGUUUAAUUUAAUCGAAUGCAGAGGACUCUUUCUUUUUCAAUUUUCACAUACAUAUCAACAAUGUAUUAAUGGAAUAAUUGUCGAUAUUUCAAGAUUUGGUUGUGAACAAUCGAAUUAAUUGGUUGUUUUAAAAGAAUGGAGUUUGCAAUGCAGCGUAAAUUUCCGGUUCAGCUGCCAUAUUAUUUGACUACAUUGAUCGAUUGGUUCAUCAGUAUUUCACAUGAAAUAAAUUUGAGAAAAUGUGUGAUCUGUGUUCAGCAGUGGUAGCAGUGGUCCUGUACGAUGAUGAAUUCGCCCUUGCACUCUGAAUUCUGACAUUUAAUUAUUACGCACGAUAUUUGUUGCACCAACGAUGUUAUUUGGAAAUAGAACUUGCGUUUGUUUACCAAGCAACGUUUCAAUUGGCUCUUUCGCCUAAUAACAACGUUGAUAAUGGUUCAGGUUUAGAUUGUGAUCUCCAUGUUCUCUAGCUUUUUUAUUUAUUUUUUAAAUGACUGUUAACAUUACUUUAUUUGUAUAUAUAUAUAGAUAUAUAGAUAUAUUUUGAUAAUAUUUUAUUUAUUACAAUAAAUUUGCGCUUUUUUUCUUUGAUUUUUACAGAAUUGAAAUGCAUUACAAGUACUGCAGAUUCGUCUUUUUGGAAUCCUCUUUCUUUUGCUCUCAUUGGAACUAUCAGCUUUUUAGUCAUAAUCAUUGUGAUUGCUGUUGUAAUAUUAAGGAGGAAAGGUAUGAUUGUCAGCACUUUAGAAUGUUAACAUUUUGCUUUUUAAAAAUUUAAAUUAUACGAACAAAGUUGAUACCAAAGCUUGUGAUAUUAAUAACAUAACUAAUUUAUUUAAGCUGUUAUUUUUCAUACAGAGUUAUACAAAAUUUAUUCUAAAUUGAAUACAGUUUAAUUUUCGUUGUGUGAAUACAAUACAUUAGAAAACAGCAAGUUUAUUACAAUAUUAUCUCCUUUUAAAGUUCUGUAAUUUAUUUUUUCUUACAUCAACCGUCUAAUUUAUAGCCGAGAGUGAGCCCAGAUUUAAACAUUUAGAAAGUACCGUUCUAGAGAGUGUUCUUUACCAAAUGUAGAAGCUUUUGAAUUGUUAACACAUUGUUCCGACAAAGGUAAGGGAUACGUAUGUAUCGGGCGAUGGAGACAAACUAAAAAAAAUUAUUAAUGACGACAGGCAGGUCAGUUAAUGGAUGUUCGCUCUUGCAAAAUGUUUAGGCAAAAACACACACUAAAAUUCAAUAAGUCUGGUACACAAAAUCAGAUCGCGAUAAAACCAAAUUGUUGACACAUUUUUUAGACUAACACCACAAACAUUUAACAUUCCCAAAAUGAACGCAGGCCCACCAACCAGUUAGCACAGGAUAUUUUCAUGCAAAAUGCGUUGAGAUUUUUAACGCUAAUUAUGCGGGAAGUAUUUACUUUCCAAUGAUUUCUUUGUAAGCUUUUUUAUUCAUGACAUACGAUAUAAUGUUUUAACUAUACAGGGAUAUAAUACUUCAGACAAUUUACAUCUAUUUAAAUCCCGACACGAACGUUAGUAAAUUCAAAUUUAUUAUCGUUACCCAAUCAAUAACCAUUUUUUAGUGAUACUGUGCUAUUAAGCUGCUUUGAAAAUAAAAAAAAAAUGUAUUUAAUGAGACGAUCGAAUUUAUAAAUAUUUUUUCAUUUCUCAAAGCACUUUAAAUCUGGAUUGGUAUUAGUUUUUUUUUAAUGAUCUUCAAAGAGAUCAAACAAUGCUAGACAAUAUAAAUAGUCAUUAAAAAUAUAACAAUUCUUUAAACCUAUCCCGCACAACAUACGGCCUGCGGGCCUAUGCUGCCCGCCUGCACGAAAUUUGUUUCCCGUGAAGGCUUUGGUGAAAAAAUAUAACAGUUUUAAAUAAGCUAUAAAGGUAUUUAUUUCAUUAAUUUUCCCCCACGUAUACUUGAAAUCAAUGUUUUGUUUCAUUAAAUCAAAUUAAUUAUUUUAAAGUUGUUUAAAUAUUUACUCCAUAUUUUCUUUCCUACUGAAAAUAUUAAAUAACAGAAAGCUGGCAUCUGCCGAGCAAUUAUUCUUUCGCGAGGGAAAUCGACUACGAUUUCCCACGCGUAUGUAUUCUUAAAGAACAUAUCAAAGUGUGUUAAAAAUAGUGUCUUCUUUGCAGGGUAGUCUUUUACUAUAUUUGUAAGAUGGCGUAGGAUUGUGUGGUGUAGAAAUCACGUAUAACGAUAUUUUGAUAUUCUGUGCUUUUAGUUCGGUAACAUAUGUAUACAUGUGUAUUGAAAGAUUUAAGAGCAAUGAGUCAAAGCAGAAAGAGAAAACGAGUGAUAGAGCACGGAAUUUUUAAUCCGGAAUAUACGAAUAAAUACUUAUUUACUGUGUUCAAGGAUAGAGUACUGUGCCUCGUAUGUCGUGACACAGUUGCUGCUCCGAAAGAGUAUAUUCUUCAAGGCAUUUUGAAUCUAAACAUCCUAAUUUAUCAACAUUAGACAAAUAUUAAAAAUACAUUAGUGCAGCGAAUCUGUCAAAAACCCUUUUGGAGAGAAGACAUUUUUCAAGAAAAAGAGCAGUGAAAAUGAGACUGCUACGGAGAUAAGCUUUUUUUAUUUCAAGGGAAUGGCUAAUGCUGUGUAAUACUUUACUGAUGACAGUCUUUUAAAGAAGUGCAUGCUGAUUAUCACGUCUCAAUUAUGUCUGGAAAAAAACAAUUAUAUUUUUUAAAAAAAUAGUUUAUCACAAAUGAUAUUGCAAAGAACAAUUCUUGAUAUUUCCAUCAGUCUUCAGCAAAAAUGUAUGCAGACAGUUUGUGAAUGUUCAUUUUAUGCUCUAGCUAUGGACGAAAGCAAGGAUUUUGAGGACACCGCCAAGUUUCUCAUUUUGAUUAGACGUGUUGAAAAUAAAACUGUGUAAUUACCGAAGAAUUCACUGUCAUGUGCCCCUUGUCAGGUCGCACACCGGGAAAAUAAAUAUUCAAUGAAGUGAUAAAUAGCUGAAAAGAUAUUUUGUGAUUUGAUUUUAUAAAAUUAGUGUUUAUUUGUACAGACGGUGCCGGACAUAUGACGGGUAUUAAUAAGGUAGCAGUUGCACUUUUUGAAAAAUUUAUCGGCAGGCAAGUGACAAAAUACAAUUGCAUUAUAAAUGUUCAGUCCCUAUGUUGACAAGUUUUUCAUUACGAAAUGCUAUGUCGGUUGUUGUCAAAAUAGUCAACUAUAUAAGAUCAAAAGGAAUCAAACUUAGGGUUUUUUAAGCUUUUCUUGAAUACCGAGACGUAAUGCACCAUGAAGAAGUGAGGUGGUUAAAAUUAGGAGAGGAGAUUAUGUGAUUCGUUGCGUGGAGUAGGAAAUAUUUAAUUCCUAGAAGAUAAAGCCAAGGAAUUUCCUCUAUGUUAAGAUUAAUCCUGGAAUCAAGCCCUCUUCUUCUUUUGUGAUAUUAUAACUUAAGAUAUUUAACGUUUAACUUCAAGGUAAGCAAAAUUUCGCAUUUGAAAUGAUUGCAGUGGUAAAAGCUUAUAGUGAAAAUGAAACUUUUCAAAACCUAGUUACUAAAUGGUGAAAUGAGUCCCCUCUCCACUUAUGCACACCCUUUUUUUCCAGGCCAAGCACGUCGUCUUGGUAAAAUAAUUUGCUAAUGAAAUAAAUCUUUUGAUAUAAGAAUUUGAUAAAAGUCUUACUAUUUCUAAAGAAUGAAAAAUUCGAUUAAAUAAUUGAAGAUCCAGUUUCUGAGAAUGACGAGGACAUAAUAAAGACUUCGGAGGACCAGAGCCUAGUGAGCAUGAAAAAACGGCAUUGAUACUGGCGCGAAACAAAUAUCAAAUCAAUCAAUCAAACAUACCAGUUCAAUUGCAGCUGGAUGCUAUUGAAAUACAAUGUUCGGCAACUUAACGAUGCAAACACAGAGAAAGCAGCCUGAAUGAUUUUUUAUAAAAUCUUGACCGUGAGAAUUACAAAAAAUAUUUACGAAGUUGCACCAAAAAUUUGUUUGUGUAUAUAGAAUCACUUAUAUAUGUUAAAAGACUUUUUCAAUACUGAAUAUUAAUAAAUGCAAUCCACUCUCAUGUUUGAGUGAUGUUCAUUUGGAAGAUAUCUUGAGAACCGACACUUCUAAUAUAUCUCCUAAAUAUACAAAACUUGUUACUGAAAAACGAUGAAGAUUCUAACAUUAAAAUUAUUUCGUAAGUAACGAAAUAUUCUUGAAUAUUAUUAUUAUCUUAAUAGUUUACUCCCGUCCUUUUUUCUUUCGGCCCGCACAAGUUUUUCAAUCAGUAUUGGGACCCGCCUUAUAAUUUGAAUGGUUCAGGCCUGCUUUAAACUAUUUCUAUCUCACUCCAUGUCACUUAGAAACAUGUUUUGCAAUCGUUUGAAAUAAGUGUAUACCAUAUUAGAAUUUCCUUAUCAUUAUUUUUUUUUAAAAACGAUAACUUCGUUAUGGUAUACUGAUCUUUGGCUAUAUGCUUGAAUAUUUUUGUUUGUGUUUUGAAUGUAGCCUAUUCUGCUUGGAUGCCUAGAUAUCAAGUGACAUUAAUUUGCUUUAAAUUGUCAACACUGUCACAACACCACAACGUUUGAAUGGAAAAAAUAUAUAGUUUAUUUUAAAUUUUAAAUGAAAUUUUAAAAAAAAUCUAUGAUUUUAAAAAUGGACAGUCGAUUCCUUAAAUAGUUUUAUCUUUUUUUUUUUAUAGCUGAGCACCUUUAUAUUUAAGAAACUUUUUUUGGAUAGGUGAAUAAAUAUUUCCAUUACCAUUUACUUAAUCUAUUUGUAUGUAUUUCGUUUUUUCUAAUGUAUUCUAAUUAAAUGUGCUUGUAUUUAAAAUUUUAAUUGCUAUAUUUUCCUUAAAAAAAAUUAAAAAAAUAUUUUUUUUGUUUUCUUUUUUUGGGUACAUUUAGACCCUUAUUUUUCACAAUAACACUUCUCUUCAAUUAUGAAAUAUUUUCUAUGUCUUUCAAAUAUAUUAUAAAUUAGAUGCAUAUUGGUUAAAUUUUGAAUAGCUGAAAUUUACGAUUGUAUUUAUCAGUUAAAAUAAGUAUACUUUAUCUUAUCUGGAUCUAGCAUUUUUCGUUUUCUCAUUUCAUUGGAUUAGACGUUGCCUUUUUGAGUUAAGUUCGUUUACAUUUCUGUUCAUUUGUCUAUCUAAAAUGAAAGAUUUAGACUAUUCCAGAAAAUCUUGAACAUUCCCUAGUUAGUUAAUAAUGAUUAGAUCUUUAUUUACCCAGAAAUACAUAAAAGGAUUAAACACGUUAAUUUUAAUUUAGUAUGGCAAAAAAACCCACUAAAAAUUGUAAAAGACAGCGGACACAGAAGGCGAGGCGUGAGUGUGUGUGCAUAUGUGUGUGUGUUUGUGUAAAAGAGCUUUAAUAUAUUUAACACAUUUUGGCCUAUUUAAAAUUAUAUUGAACUUUUUGUUCUUUCAUAGGUUGAGUUGGCUAGUUUUUUUCAAAUAUUUAUUAUGUAUUUUUUAAACAAUUCUCACAUAAAUAGCGUUAAUUGUUAAUUGUUCAUAGGCUUGAGGAUUGUUCUGUCCUUUUUAACUCAUUCAAUCUUUUUUUUUUUUUUUGCUUACUGAGUAGUUUUAAUUUACUUCUUUGUUUUUGGGUUAGUUAUUUAAUCGUCAUCAAUAAACAAACCAAAAAUACCAAUUAUAUGUUAACAUAAAAAGGUUUCUCACGACAUAAAAUAUCCAAUACCAAUUAAAAAGGGAUUAAGAUCACAAUUUUUAAAUUUAUUCUACUACUUUAUUUUCUUUGUUUGGAUUUAUUUUUAGGUUUAAUUUGUGCAAGUAGCGUAAGAUGCUUUGAAGGGAAAUGCUACAAUUCUCCAGAUGAAAGUGAAAGAACUUCAAACACCAUUGAAAUGGAAUCUAGGCAUUGAAGAUUUCUUCAAUAAUCUUAUACUAUAUUGUGCAGUUAAAAUUGUUACUUUUUAAAAUCUUUUUUACCAAAUUAUUUUACCUAAAAGUAUCAUGUAAAUUUAACUAUGGUUUUGUUUUUUCUUAUGAUAGAUGUCAUGCGAA
Lymnaea stagnalis (great pond snail) is the source of this 45489-nucleotide messenger RNA. The record is from the annotation of a GenBank genome assembly. NCBI's taxonomy places the organism in Eukaryota, Metazoa, Mollusca, Gastropoda, Lymnaeidae.